GAAGCCUAGCCGGUGUGGGCUUCUGCUCCUUGGGAGUCCUCCUCAGCGGCAGCUUGGGAGAAGCGUUUCCUCUGCUGCGGUGAGAGAGGACCGAGGAGGUGAAGUCCUUUUUGUGUGUGUGGUGCAGCAGGCGAGGGCAAGGCAGCUGUAACUGCAAGGGGACUCUUGGAACGCCUCCUGCGCGGGGAGGCACGCGCGCAAAGAACACGCGCGCGCGCCUGAGAGUGUGUGUGGAACCCUCGGCUUCUCUUUCUCUCGGUGCAGGAGCAAAGGGCGGCUCCUGCGGGACCAAGGUGAGCGCACGCCAAAGCUCCGCGUCCACUCGGGGCUCCGCUCUGCCCAUUCCCGGAGGGCGAACAGGGGCUUCCUGGGGUCUUCGGCGGCCCUGGUGGGAUGACUUGACGCGAGUUUGGAGCUUUCGGCUUGCAGUGGGUUUGGUAUGAUUAUUGCUACUGGCGCGUCUGCCUGCAAGACGGCGGUGGCGGUGUCUGUGAGGUGGGCAAACCAAAAAAAAUUUAAUUAAAAUAAUAAAAAGCCUCCUUUUCUGUGUGACGAGGGAGAUGCAGGCCGGUCGGCCGGCCAGCCAGCCACUCUCUCUUUGGUGCAGCCGCCUCCCCAAGUUCGUCCUGCCAAAGUCGGUCGGCGGGCGGGGAGGGGACUGUUUUGGAGUAAGUGGACUGUGCAAUGCGACAGCGAGCUCGCUCUCUGGUUGUACACGCAGGCGGAGGGACCGAGAGAGAGAAAGAAGGAACGCAAGAGAGGAGAAGGAGAAGGGCAAGGAGGCGGGUGGAGAGAGGGUCCGCUGGAGACUGCGUCUGUGCGUGCGUGUGAAUGCGUGUACGCGGGCAAACUCGCUCUCCGCCUGCAUCAGAAGGAUGGGGGAGGAGAGAUGAGCAUUGGCAGGCUAAGCAUGCUUUGGACCUGACUUUGCUACGGGGGUACCGUUUUCCCUGUGCGGGUGAAAAUACAUUCAUCUUGUAACACGCUAUAAUUUGACACACGUUUGUUGCUGGAACGAAGUGGAGGGGGGAUGAUUCGGAGGGCUGGAUAAAUCACCUGACAGUGUAUCUAAUCCCCACGGAAGCAUGUGUGUUAGAAAGAGGGAGGGUUGUAUGAAGCACGGGAGGUAGGAAUAGACCGAGAUUGGCGUGUUUAUGUAUACAAGAGAGGAAGAAAGUAGGAGUACGAAGUUUAGGUGAGCAGAAGACAGAUUUGCAUGUGACACACAGGGAGAGAGAAAUGGGAGCCGUUGUAAGCAUCCUGGGUGUGCAAGGCUCUUUAGGAGUGAGAAGGUGGGAAUACUGUGCACAAAGAUGUAUGUGCAUAUAUAUAUAUAUGUCCAGGGUCAAUUAAUUCCAGAUAACUUCUGCCCUAGUUUUUUCAUCUAAAAUAGAACCAAUAUGGUUAAUAUUCCUUGUACUUAAAUGGUUUUAAUUUAACUACAGUAUAUGCCUCUGCUGCUGUUACUGCACUGAGGUGCCACAGUUAGGUGUGCUGCAUCUUUAUAUCUUGUUUCCCCAUCUGUCUCCUUUCCAUUGUAAGUGCUGGUUAGCUUCAUGCUGCGUAUGUGUGGGCUUGGGCAUGUGCCCAGCAAUGGGUGUUUGAUUUGCUAAUCCAUGCUGCCACCAACUUUAACUUUGCCCAUCGCUUUUUUGCGGGGGGGGGGCUAUGAUUAGGUUUCGCAAAUAAUUUGGUGAAGUUAUAGGAAGCAGCGCAGUUCUCCCAGUUACAGUGGGCCAUAACCACCUUAGGCCUGUGACCAGAUUCUUGUGUACUGCUGUAAACUAUGAGUGCCGUGCCGUUAAAGUUGACGGCACUGACCUACUGAUUGGGGUAACGUGAACCUGUAUGUCGUUCUCUCUCUACCUUUUAGACAAGCUAUUUUAGAUAAAACUCUAUUGAAAAGGUCUUCAAGGGCAUGAAUGAAGAUUGAAUCCUGCCUAGAUCUACUAGGUACAAGCACACGAUGCAGAACGUAACCCUUCCUUGGUGCAUUUGGGAACUGAUCCUGCAGGCUUCCCUUGAUCAAAACGAAUGUCAGCUACAUGUAACCAUGAAUCUCAGAAGCAUUUGUGAAACAGUAACAACUUCUGACGUUUCAAAUGUUUUAACUUUCUCUCAGCUUUUCACGUGCUAUAGUUACCACUUCAAGUGUACAAUAUGUUUCGAACACUUUAGGCUGCAAAUUUAAGCACACCUACUAGGACAAAAGCACCUGUUGAUGGAAUGAACGCAGUAGCGAUUGACUACAGAAAAGUGAUUUUGUUUAAGUGAGUGGCAGAGUGAGUUAGCUGAAAAGCAACCGUUGAAAGGAGAAGGGUGGCUGUGAGAUGAAGGGGGGGUUGAGAUGAGAGAAAUGUGUUAACAAGCUGGCAUGUAAAUGUGUCAGCAAGUUGGCUGGACCUUGUAGGAGUCUGAGCUGCCCAGUGAUACCUGGAGGAUCACAAGUACUCCACCCCACCCAUGUAUAGGAUUACACUACAUGAAUGUUCAAACAAUUAAUGUAUGUUGCCAGUAAUCCAUAAAGACGGGGAUUUUUUCCCCCAGACGGAACAUAGUGGAACUCAGUUCCAGCACCUCUCAGGUGGGUGCUGGCACCUUUCAGGUGGGCACCAUUGACAUUCUAAGAGAACUUAAAAAAAAAGAGCACUGCAUAAAAUAGUCUUGUAAAUUGGAGAUAAUGUAAAUCUACAAGAGAGUAGUGGGGUAGGUGUUAAGGCUGAGAAGAUGUGGCUUGCCCAAGGCCUCUUACUAAGAUAAUGGCAGAUGGGAGGUUUGAGGCUCUGUCAUUUGCAGUUCCCUCAGUCUCUUCUCUGUUCUGUGAUGUGCUUCGGUUUACUACAAGACUUCUCUUCAUUUUUAGACUGAAACUGUUUCCCCUUUAUGCUUAGGGAGUAGAAGAACAAAGAAUGAAGGGCAAACUCGUCAAAAGCUUCUGAGAGUUUGUCAUUCUCCAGCGAUACGUCUGCUCUGCAGGUUGCACAAUGAUUUGGAAAUGACAAUGCCACAUACUCCUUUUGCUUCUGGCUAUGCCGUGCUAGCGCUGGAAUAAGUGGGCUUCAAGCCAACAGACGAAACUCAAGUCCUGACUGUUGGCCAAAUACAAACCAUGUUGAAAUGAGAUGAGGCUCCGAAAUGGGACUGUGGCCACUGCAUUAAUUUUCAUCACAUCUUUCCUCAGUUUGUCUUGGUACACAGCAUGGCAGAAUGGGAAAGGUAAGUGGAAUUUUUUUCCUUGAAAAGAAAUGCAUAACUUUGUCUAUGUUUGUUAAUAUAAUUUAGGGUUGUGUGUGUGUUUUUUUAAAAGAUUGUGUGGACAUGUUGUGAGGUGGGGAAUCCAGUUUUUGUGAUAAAACAACCCCCAUCAUCCAAUUAGCCAUGAUGGGGCUGAUGGGAGUUGGAGUCUAAUAUCUGGAGGGCCAUAGAUUCUCCAUCCUUAUUUUAGACCAAUUUCAGAAAUAGUAUGUUGACUGUUUCUGUCUGCAAAUUUGGCGCUGCAUUUGAGGGCUUAACCCCCCCCCCACACACAAUGCAGAGCAGACCACAUCCAGAUUUCUGAUAAAUCUAACCAUAGAAGGAGAGAAUGAAGAGUACAGUAUUAGUUUGCAGUUUUUUCUCUCUCUGUGGGUCAGUGCACACCUGACAUUUGUAGGUCUCCAGCUUUUUUUACUUUCUUUUUAAAUAGAGUGCAAUCAUAGGAGCCAACUCCUAGGGGCCGAGGUCCCUUUAGGCACCCUAGAAAAUAUUUGAGGGGCCUGCCCUCCCAGUUGAUGGGCAUUGCCACUCAUAUGGUGUGCAUGCACCAUGUCAUUUUAUUUCAUUCAAGUUGGACCCCCGGAGUGGAAUGAAUUGCUGCUUUUUAUUUGAUUUAUGUUCAGAUAGUUCUCUCAACCCUACAAGGAAAUAAUUUAAAGUUUAUUUAAGUUUGCAACGACCAAGGUAUGGUACUGCACUAUUGAUCUUGGUUCCACAUGGUGGAGAGGGGGGGGAAGAAUCCCAAAGUAACUACAAUUCUGAGCUGCAGUAAUUAUUCAGAGAAUUAUGUCUUUGGCCUGUUUAGUGGUAGGGUACACAAGGCCAAUAGACUAAUCCACAGUAUUCUUUUAUGAAAGAUACUCACAGCAUUCUAAUUUUGUUGGUUAAUUGCUGGGAAACUGUUUUAAAAUAAAGUUGGGAUCCCCUCCACUUAAAAUGUUUUUAAAAUUAAAAAUACAUAAGUAACAUUUUAGAAGGGCCAAAUAAAUUACUUCCCACAGAAAAUAGUGCUGGUAAACAAAAAAUUGUGUGUAGGGUGUGUGUGAGAGAGAGAUUAGUGCUAAUGAAUUGAUUGACACUCGUAACUGCUCAGUUUCCUCCCCCUUUGGUAGAUGUUCCAGUGCUGUUCCCUAUGACAGUGCCAGAGGUUCAGUCAUGUUGACCCAUUCUACUGUUGCUGAUUUGGCAGAUUUCAAAGGAAAUAUAAUAGGAUUUUAUUUUAUUUGUGUGUGCAUUGCAAGCCAGACAUUAUUUGUGCUUGUAAAGUUCAGUAUAGGGAAGUGGUAGGAAAGAUCUCUCUCAUACACCUGGGAGAAACUGUGCCUGCCAUAGAACACCGUUCUGGGGCCAGUGGACCAUUGGUACAAGGUAGCUUCAUGUACAUAUGUAUUAGAACUGCUGCCUUUGAAACUAAAGACUGAUUUAUAUAUCAGGGGAUGUCUUUGGAGAUGUGCUUCCUGCUUCUUGCUCUGCCCAUUUAUCAGUGUUAUAUCUGUGUAAGUAUUCCUGGGGUCAUGUCCCCUUGAGCAGAGCAAAGUUUGCAUUGCAAGUAAAAAUGUAUAGAAUUGGACUGAGAGCAGGAAAAACUGCUUUUCGAAGGGGACAUGAAAUACUGUAACGUUGAUCGGCCAGGUGGAAAAUCGCCUGCAAGGCAGGAACAAGUCUUUCAGGACUUACAGACAAGAUGGUCUCUUUAUAAAUAGAGACCAUUUGGGAAUACAUAAAUGCUGCCUCUUGACUGAUGUUUUUAGUAUAUUUGAAAAUCUUAAAUGUUUUCUAGCUUCCACGGUCCAUUUCAUUCAGUAGCGUUAAUUUAUUCAUGUAGCUUUUAAGCCUUUUAUUUGAGUCGCAUGUCAGUCUGCCGUCUGCACUUCAGGCCAGGUGAUUCUGAAUUUUUUUCUUGAUAAAACUGAAAACAUUUACUAUAAUCUGUGCAGGUUAAAAUUUAUUUCGCUUGGAGUUUAUUUAGGCAAAUCACAAAAUAAACACAGUUAAUAAGAGAGGGCAUGCCUCACUGAAAACUCUUGCUCAUUCUCUAGAGACUAUUUAAUAUCGCAUUCACGCACUUCUGUUUUAGCAGGAUUUGCCUGCUUCUGACUUUCAUCUCUUUAGUCAAAGAGCUAUUUUCCUCUCCUUAUUAUCAACCUUGCAACAUUUGUAUCUCUUAGCAUUGCUUCUUCCAAGAGGCAACUACUUAUAUGUAGCUUGCAUGCCUAAAUGUACAGUAUGUAUGAGUGUGAUAUUUGUAUCCCAUGCUGCAUGCAAAUCAGAUGGCCUAAAUAGUCUGUUACUUUAAGAUCUGACAAAGUGCAGCAGGUUAAUUCAGUUCAUGAAAGUUGUGUUUCUUACACUUAACAAUAUCACCCACAGGGCAGAAAAUGACCCUAGGUUCACAAGUAAUUGAUUAUGACCAUAAGUUAUUUGCAACUCAGGUUUAAAGUUGAAUGCCUUGUUAGUCUUUUUCCAUAACUUAGGCUCGUGUCAAUGCUUAAUUGUUUUUAGGCGGGUAACUUAUUUCGGAAUACUGCCAGGUGUGCAUGCAGGAGCCAGGCCCUGUGACCAAUAGGACUUAACAGGACUGGGGCCUUCCUAAGUUUGUUCUGAAGCAGCAAGGCGCGGCCUCACAGGUGAGGCAAUUGGUAACUCACAGCACCUGGUGGCAAGAGCUGGGAAGGGAUAUAAGGUCAGCAUUUCCCUUCGGCUCUUUGCCACAGCAACACACUUCCUGCCUUGCUGUGUUUGGCUUCUUGCUUCCUGAUCCUUGAACCUCGGCUUCUUGACUCCCUGCUUCUUGAUCCUCGGACCCUUGGCUUCUUGACUCCCGGCUCUCUGACCCUUGGACUCUUGGCUUCCUGACUCCUGGCUUCCGGGCCCCCGUUCCUGCUCCCACCCCACCAUCUUGCCCCUGGUCCUGACGUCCCCUGCCGGGACUUUGAUCACCCGUGAACCGGACCGUGACAAAUACAGUGGUACCUCAGGUUACAGAUGCUUCGGGUUACAUGUUUUCAGGUUGCGGACUGCGGGAAACCUGGAAGUUCUGGAAAGGGUUACUUCCGGGUUUCGCCGCUUGCACAUGGGCAGAAGCGCCAAAAUGCGUCAGGCGCAUGCACAGGCCCAGCACUGCGAGUUGUGGACGUGCCUCCAUCACAGAUUACAUCCACAACCCGAGGUUCCACUGUAAUCCUGUCAACAAGCAGUACAAUAGAUGCUAAAUUGCAUUCAAAAUGAAAGCCAUCCUUUCGGUGUAGUACACUAGGUCACCCCUCUCUACGAGCUUAGUUCUGGUUUCAGGUUUUAAAGGCCUGUUUUUGUGGGGUUUUUUUUUAACUAUGUAGAAAUUGUGUUUACGAAGUGGUUUCCAUAGCUGCAUCUAUACACAUAAUUCAGUUGCUGAAAGCCCUGUUCCUGUUGCUGCUCUUUCUAGGGUAAUACACAUAUCUUUUAAAAUCUUUGGUACUUAUCCACUACAGCAGUUAUAUGUGUCAAGCAGCAACACACCAGUGCUUAUGUGGACCUUUUAAAACUGGAAAUGGAACAGACCCCUGUGUUGACCAAAUAACCAGUAAUAAUGGUUCCUUACAUCCAAUCUUGUUAACUGCUAUGCCUAUGAGCACUCUAUAGGGCCCAUUAUAUAUCCCAGCUUCUCUCUGUCUGCUUAAAUUUUGGUCACCUGGGUUGUGCUCUUCCUGGAAGUGGUAAAUGAUGUGAGCUCUCUUCAGUUGUUUGCUUCUCCCUAUAUGAUUACCAUCACUUGAGGGGGAACAGCUUGUAGUCCCUGCCCUCCCCUCUACAACACCCUCGUCACCAUCUUCAUUGUCACCCAGUGCUGGGAAAUGAACUAUGGCAGUGGGGGGAAUCUGCUAUGCUACACCAGGGGUCAGCAAACUUUUUCAGUAGGGGGCUGAUCCACUGUCCCUCAAACCUUGUGGGGAGCCAGACUAUAUUUUGAAAAAGAAAAUAAUAAUAAUGAAUUCCUGUGCCCCACAAAUAACCCAGAGAUGCAUUUUAAAUAAAAGCACAUAUUCUACUCAUGUAAAAACAUGCUGAUUCCCAGACUGUCCAUGGGCCGGAAUGAGAAGUCGAUUGGGCCGGAUCCAGCCCCUGGGCCUUAGUUUGCCUACCCAUGUUCUACAUCACACAGAGAGCUUCCGUGAGUAGAGAAGACCUGCUGCAAAAGUUGCCUUUCCAACAUUGGGGAAGAUGAUAAAGGCAUGUGGCUAAUGUGUCUGUCUCUUCAGAGGGCUCUUGUGUUCUGUCAUAUCCUGCCUCAAAGUACAGUUGGCUGAUUCCUCCUUUGCCCAUUGUGUUCACCAUUUUAAAAGGCGCUGCUGAUGCAAGCAGUCAUUGAGCAAUGAAUGCUGGAGGAAAUGAUCUCCAGGGGGACUCCUUUGGUGAAAAUCCACAUCUGGUUUCCAGUGUGUCAUUUGAUGCAUACAGUUAGCACUAUACACACACACACACACACACACCUUCUAAUAUGAUAUACUGUGCACAUCUGUUGACUAUUCAGAUGCUACUUGUAUUUGUAAGCUGACUUUGUAGGCUCUACACUUCGACCUUAAUUAUUCAUGUUCCUCCUGAGACAGUGUCCCAAACCCCUCAUUCUACUGGCAUAUACAGAGGACUCAAGGGAGAGGAGGCGGCCAUGUUUCACCUGUUUCCAGGCUUUGGGGAUGUCAGAUGUAGUUGUAGACUACCUCCCAGAACUCAAUAUGGUGCAAGACUGACACCCCACUCUAUGAACUAUUUGUGUGUGAAGGAUAACUCAGUGGGAGGGCUAGGGCCCUUUUCGCUAUGCAUAUGUGUCACUUCCUGAGCUUGAGGGCAAGAGGCUUCUGGAAGGAGUUUUGAUUUGCUUCUGGCAGCCACAUUCAUGGACCCUUUUGAUCUGCCUAACAAACAACAAAUCAGCUUAUUGGGUACCAUGGUCUAAGGUACACACACACAUACAUGUGAUGUGUAUAGUCAGCUAAGAAAUGGUUGAGUGUGCAUAUUCCACCUUUGGCUCAUAGCUGUCAACCUUCCCUUUUUUUGCGGGAAAUUCCUUUAUUCCAGUGCCAUUUCCCGCUGCUAUCCCGGAUUGUUAGAUAUCCCGUAGACUGUCCCCGGGACAGGUGAGGCUGCUGAUCCCUUAUUUUCGAGGCUGCUGAUGCAUUAUUUUCACAUCUGAAAGUUGACAGCUAUGCUUUGGCUACGAUGCUUUGAUACCUUGAAAUGGUCACAGACAUUAUCUGAAGAGAAUUUGUCACAAUAAGAGAUGAGGAGAAGGGUAGCUAUGGUGACGGUAGUGGCAGCUCAAGUUGGCAGAAGGGGAGAAAUUGCAUCACAGUGGAGGGCUAGGAGGCAGGAAGAGUGAAGCGGAAGAGAAGAAGCAGAUAUAUUGGGAUGUGGAGGCAGCCUGAGUUUGGCAAGAGGUCCCAUGGCUGGAUGACUGUUUAGGGAAGCUUCUGCUGUUUGCUUUGGUACCAAAGAUGAUAUAUUGGGGAAACAAUUCGGAGAAGGGAGAGCCAAAGUGAUGGAGAAUCCGGCAGCAUGUGGUGUGCCUUCUUUUUUCUCCUCCUGUGCCCAGGGUGUUUCACAGGCUUCUUUCAUGUGGAGCAUGUGAUCUUGUUUUCAGUAUUCUAUAGUUUUCUGGAGCAAAUAACCACAGCAGGGUUUCCCAAACUUGGGUCUCCCAUCUGUUGUUGGACUACAGUGCCCAUCAUCCCUAGCUAGCAGGGCCAGUGGUCAGGGAUGAUGGGAAUUGUAGUCCAAAAACAGCUGGAGACCCAAGUAUGGGAAACUGGUCCUAAGUAUCGCAAUUACUUUUUUUUUUAUUAAUAAUUUCAAGAUAACAAAAUGUCAAAACAUCUCAUAUUCAUUAUUUCCCCCCCUUUCCCCCCACCUCCCCAUCAAACCCUCCCCCUCCGAGACUUCCCUCAGGUCCUCUCUCUGAUUUCUCAACUUAUAUUGUUCUCUGCAUACUGUAAAAUUGUAUAUCUUCUUAUAUUAUCUAUCGACUAUGUUAACAAUCAAUAAAUUUGUGUUUUCUUAUUCAAAACCUGCCAAGGAGUCCGAUUCAUUUUGUUGUCUUUUCAAGUAAUUUGUAAAAAGUUCCCAUUCUUCUAAGUAUCGCAAUUACUAAUGCAAUAAUCUGAAUUCACCCACUAGCAUUCAGGAACACCCACAGUUGCUCCGCCACUCCUGUCCUUCUGGAGAAUCAGUUUUUACGCUGCAAAUGUGCAUUUGUUUCACAUAUCAUCCUUCCGAUGUAUGCUUCUGUUGUGUUUUGUAUCAAACCUUGGUUAGUGAAGCGAGAGCUUAACUGUGAAUCCUGGUUCAGAUGACACACCAAGCCAAAAUUUUGCUAAUGCAGUGCAGCAGUAAAAAGGAACAAAGUGGUUGUGAGAGCUCUUUUCUAUCUGUGAGAGCCCAGCCAUUUGCAUUGUCUCACAAAGCCAUAGUUUGGCUUAGCACACCAUGCAAACAUUUUCAUUUGUGUGUAAUUGAAAUACUUUUUAAGGAAUAUUAGCUGGUUAAGAUUUUGAAGCUGUUUGAAAAUGCAAUCCAAAGCUGAUAGCUUGAUGUAAGUAAAACACAUUCCAUGUGCAAACCGAUUGAGAGAAUAGUGGUUACUAAUUAGGUGAGAAAUGUUACUGGUGACAGAUGGCUCUGUGUAAAUUAAAUGAACUGUACUACCUGAUUAGAGUUUCAUCUGGAGGAUAAUUGCAUUGUCGUCUUAUCGUUCUCUUCUCCGCAGUUUUUUCAGGUCAAAAUGUCUCUUCAGUGCAGUGAUACAUUAUAUGUAAUGAUGGUCCUGUAAGUCCCAAAUUAGGGCUUGAGAUAUCCUGAUGCUAAAUUAUUUACCACUAAAGCCUGUGGCCCAAAUCCCAUUUUAACACUAUUCAAAGGCUUUCAAAUAAAAUAGGAUAGAUGUGGCAACCCCCUGCAUGUGCAUUGCAAGAACCAAAACUGAAAAACCGAGUUAGCUUCUGCAAAGUAUUUGCUUUAAAACAUUAAUUUUUGAAAUAUUGGGAAAUACUAGAAAAAGAUGGAGACAAUUGGAAAUUGCAGAGUUUGGAGAAAAUGAAAGACAAAGUGCGAGAUUGGUUACACUAUGCUCAGAUUAAAGAAGUUUUUAAAAAUGAUAAGAAACUAGGGUUCCAGGUGGAGAAAUCGAAAUUAGAAACAGAAUUGUUAGAAUCAAAGACUAAGAUACUUUCAAGGAUGUAUAACUUGCUGUUGGAAUGGAAUACACAAGAUGAAAUGGUCAAAUCGGCUAUGAUAAGGUGGGCACAGGAUAUUGGGCAUAAUAUUAUGAUUGAGGACUGGGAAAGGCUGUGGAGUAAUGGAUUGAAAUUUACUGCAUGUAAUGCUUUGAAAGAAAAUGUAAUGAAAAUGAUUUAUAGAUGGUAUAUGACCCCAGUCAAACUCGCAAAAAUUUACCACCUGUCUGAUAACAAGUGCUGGAAAUGCAAAGAGUGUGAAGGAACGUUCUUUCACCUCUGGUGGACCUGCCCUAAAGUGAAGGCGUUCUGGGAAAUGAUUUAUAAUGAAUUGAAAAAGGUAUUUAAAUAUACUUUCACUAAGAAACCAGAGGCUUUCCUUUUGGGUAUUGUCAGCCAAGGGGUGGCAAAGAAGGACCAGACAUUUUUAUGUAUGCAACAACAGCAGCAAGGAUACUACUCGCAAAACAUUGGAAAACUCAAGAUCUACCCACACUGGAAGAAUGGCAGAUGCAACUGAUAGACUAUAUGCAACUGGCUGAAAUGACUGGCAGAAUCCGUGACCUGGGAGAAGAGAGAAUCGAGGAGGAUUGGAAGAAAUUUAAGAACUAUCUACAAAAACAUUGUGAUUUGACUGAAUGCUGAAUAAGAUGCUAGACUAAAUAACUGAGCACCACUUAACUUAGAAGUUUUUAAGAAAGUAAGAAAAACUGUGAAAGUUUAACUCUUUAUGAGAACUUUAAGAUUAUGAAAUACCAAAGAGAUAUAAGAACUUAAAUAAGAUGAUAAAUUGCUGACAAAAUGUUAUAAUGAUGAAGGUGGGAGCGGGAGGUGUGAGGAAGUCCAAAGAAAAUGUGAAAUUAUGUUAAGACGAAUGUUAUAUUGUUUAUUACACUUAUUCUUAUUGUAAAAUCCAAUAAAUUGCUUUAAAAAAAAAAAUAAAACAUUAAUUUUUGGAAAAGUUUUUAACUAGUCAAAACUUUGUAUUCAAGUCAGCUGUCUAUCACAAACAUUGUAAGAGCUGACAUGGCUGUCUUUGCAAUUUGAUAUUACAUAAAUUGUAUAACUCAAGGGGCUCAGUUGUUGGUCAUUUAGCGGGAAGGGGACAUAUACUCAAAGUUGCAGCUAUUCUGUAAUAGCCCAAGUGUUUGGGUAAUGCUGAUACAGGUAAGUCUAGUACUUCUGUAGUACGUGGUUAUUAAUGUCUUAUUGUUUGAUGACCACCUAUAUCUCAAGUCUCAGUGGAUUGUAUACUGUACUCCAACGUGCCAUAAUUUUAUUACUUGUAUAUUGUGUAUACAAGUUUAUGAUAUAUUUAAAAAAAUAGUAAGAUAAGAUGCAGUAGAAUAUGUGGGUGUAAGAUCGCCUAUUUUUGACUACAGGAUUCAGCUGCACCACUGCUGUUGGAGGUGUGCAGCUGUUCCAGGACCUUUCCUGGUAUCAGCGUCAAGUAGACUAGUCAGUAGUUGCCUCUGUCCUUCCCCCAUCUUUUGAAGAUGGGGACCUCACUUGUUCUCUUAAUAAUUCUUUAAGACUAUAGACAGAGGCUCUGAGAUUACAUCUGCAAAUUCCUUUAGUUCUCUUGGAUGCAGCUCACUGGGCCCUGGAGAUUUGAAUUUGUCUAAAGUAGCUAAGUGUUCCCAUACCACCUCCUUUCCUAUCUUGGGCUGCGGCUCCCUCUCUGCAUAACUUAUUAAAAUAUUGGUAGGUUUGGCACUGUUCUCCUUUUGGGGGGGAAGACGGCUCAAGCUGUGUAAUCUGCAUGGCUGCCUUCCUGUUUAUUGCACAGUCACCUUCCUGGUGAUAGAACAAGGUCCCAUGUGUAGAUGGGAUGAUCCUAGUUCCUUCCUUUGUUUCCCCCCAAAUAAACUUCCCAUGCUUAAAAGGCACAUUGCAGCACAAUUCCAGGAAGGUGACUCUGCAAUGACUGUAAGGCUACUGUCCAGUAAAGCUACAUUGCAUUCCAACUUAAUUUUUCUGUUAGAUUACUGGUGGGGAACAAGUACACUCCAAAUAUUGUUGGACUCUAACUCCCAUCAGCUCCAGUGACCCCAUCAGUGCUUUUUUUUAAAAGGGAGGGGUACUUAAGGGUACGCAGUACCAGCACCUCUUUUUCUAGGAAAAAAGCACUAGAGCCUAGCCAAUGUUCAAGGUGGAUGGACAACUCAAGGAGUCCAGCAACAUUUGGAGGGCACAGAAUCCUCAAACCUGAUCUAGACUAUCUUCAUCACACCCACCUCCCUGCCCUUGUGAUUGCUCAUCCUUCUCAAAUAGUGCUUUCACACUAGACCAUAAUCCCUUGCAGCUUUGUUUACCGUAUUUUUCGCCCUAUAGGACGCACUUUUUCCCCUCCAAAAAUGAAGGGGAAAUGUGUGUGCGUCCUAUGGGGCGAAUGCAGGCUUUCACUGAAGCCUGGAGAGCGAGAGGGGUUGGUGCGCACCGACCCCUCUCACUCUCCAGGCUUCAGGAAGCUAUCCGCAAGCCUAGGGAGCCCGGCGGGAAGUUCUGCUGGUCUCCCAAGGCUUGCGGAUAGCAGCCUGUUCUGGGGGCUGGGGAAGCUCGGGCUUCCCCCGCCCCAGCCCCCGCCUGGGGGGGAGAUAAAAAUUUUUUUCUUUAUUCCCCCCCCCAAAAAAAACUAGGUGCGCCCUAUGGGCCGAUGCGCCCUAUAGGGUGAAAAAUACGGUAGAUUGAAGCCCUAGUGUGAAACUGACAUGUUUAAAUUUCUCACAUUUUUUGAGGCAUUCAUUCUUUCAUUCAUUCAUAUAAUGAUCCAGUAACUGUCUGGUAUUGCUCCAUCUUGUCAGAACUUAGAAAGUCCAACUUCUUGAGAAGAACAGUCUUACAGUAUCUGUAGGUAUAAAUUCCCUUAGAAGUAUUCUACUUGUCUCUGGCCUAAGGGAUAUCAGGCAGAUUAAAUCUUUUGCCACUAGACUCACCUUCAUCAUUACGUUUCUGGUGGGUGUUCUCUUAUUACCCUAUUUGUUUUAAUUGCUUUUGUAGUUAAUUGGCCCUAAAACGCUUCUCUCUCUUAACCCCCCCCCCCAUUUGCACAAUAGUUCUUAAAUGAGAGAAAAAUUGCACUAAUGAAAUAAAUAUUUGGGGUUCUUUUCUUUUCUUUUCUUUUCUUUUAAAAAAACCCUGCUGCUUUUCUGGCCAUUGCAAUUUUAGCAACUCCUCCCCUAGUCAACAUAUCUUACCCAAACCAAAACAUCAAUUUUGCUUGAUCACUGUUUAAAAUAAAUCUUGAAAAUUUAAGCAAAAAAAGUUUUCAAAAAGUUUUUUUAAAUGGUGAACAGCACCUCCCUCUCACCCAUGUCAUGCCCACAGAUAUAAAUGGAACAUAGGAAGGAAAAGUGACACCCCCCCAAAAAAAAAUUCAACCAUGAAAAAUCAAAUGCAAUUCUGCUGGAGGUUGCAAUGGAAUAACAAUUAGUGGAUAGGAGCCUUCUGUCUAGAAGCAUUAAAGAUAAGGCUGGGUGUAGGUAGAUCACCCCCUUUUCCCCUACUGCUGGAAAGAAUGGGUUAAUUACAAUCAUAAGAAUGACUGUUUUAGUUGAAAAGGUGAUCUAAAAUUUUAUACAAGAUAUGGAUGAUGUAUGCACUCAGAUUGUAUUUGCCUAGUUACCAUGCUGAAUAGAGCCUAUUCAUUUUAUUGACUUCAGUCUCCAAUAUUUUCCACUGCAGAAGCAGCAGCAUAUCUGGAAAUUCAUUGUGAUCCCUGCUGAAUGCAGGAAUGUUGUUGUUGAUGAUUUUAUCUUCUUGUUGGGACCACUGGCAAAAUCUGUUCGCAUAUACUAUACAUCCCCAGUGCCAAAAUGCAAAACGAAUAGCCAGGUUUUGAUCAAAGAAGCAGAGCUGUAAAUUAGCUUGCUGAUCUCACCUGGAACUUUCAGUACAUAUCUUUAGGCACCAAGCAAAAAUGUUGCUCUAUAACCAGGCCUUUUGGCUGGUUAAACAUGCUACAUUGUGGGAGAGGGGGUCAUUGGCUUGUUUUUGUUUUAUUUAUUAUGUAUUUUUUGUUUUCAUUUUGGAUUUUGAUGUUGUGAACUGCCCUGUGAUCUUUGGAUGAAGGGUGGUAUACAAAUUUAAUAAUAACAGCAGCAACAUAUAAGGAAACAAAUCCUCAACACGGAACUGUAGUAAAGGACUUAUCUUUCCAUCCAGAUCAUGGACUUAAUUAUCCUUAUUGUUUGAAAGCAAUGCACAGACAGAGAACCAUAUGCUUGCCUCAUUUGACCUUCAUUUGGGGCUGAUCCCCCCUCCCCGUGCUAAAGUCUGAACCCCUAGCUCAUAAUUGAUAAGAACAAGCUUUUUAGUGUUCAACACGGUAUUCAGGUACAUCUGUACAGGAAGUGGAUGUUGCUAACACCACGUUUUUAAUUGUUCCGAUCUUUGCUUUUUCUGGCAACUUUCCUUUCCUUCCGCCAGCUUUUAAAAUGAAGCAGUGGUUUAUUUUGGUUAUGGCCAUGUGUUUGGGUUUCUGUGAAUAUCCAAGAACAUCAAUUGUGUCUAAAACAAGAAUAUCUUUGUGUUAGCAGAGUUCGCCAAACUUUGAACUUGCCUCUGAAAAUCUGCAGGCUUUCAAAAUAUGUGUUUUUGGUUGAAAAGCAUGUCUAAUUGUCUCUGUUCAUUUGUUUGGAUGCUUAACUCUUCCAAGCUGUUAUACUCCUUUAUUUUUAUAUUCAUCUCACAGCCAUGUUCAUACAGGGAAUGUUGCAUCAUAUUGUAGCAACUUGUUUUUCGUUAACAGUCUUGGUGCGGCAAGUUGACUUAUUCCCUUCGCCAUCUCAUUAUUCCUACCUGCCUUUGCCUCUUCCAGUCACAUCCUUGCAGAAAGAUUAUUCUGUAGCCAGAUGUGUCAAAUUAAAGUAACUGAAUGCUGGCUUUUACUAGUCAGUAGAGAUGUGACUUCGUUUGUUUUUCCACAUUAUAUUCGACAUUGAUUCAUAGGAAUUGUUCCCCAGGCUAACAGUUAAUCAGAAGUCCUGUCUGUGCAUUGGUCUCUGAGAUAAAAUGUCCUGUCUCAGAAAGUCCCUCUGGCAUUCUGGUAUGCCUCUUCUCUUAAAGACAAAAGCACAUGGUUAAGCUCUUACACUGUGUUUUCAUAGACAUUUUAAUGUUGGUGUGACUCCCAAUGCACCUGUGUCUUUCAAGUGUAAUAUGAGAAACAAUCCCUAUUACUAUUCCUUGGUGAAUGGGGGAAUAGAUUGACUUGAUGGAUUAUUUAAUAGUUUAGAAGAAAUUACCUAAGUGUGUAAAGUUUAGGGAGCUUUAUUUACCAAUUCAAAGUCUGGUUGAUUGGUUUGAGGGUUUUUUUUUGGGGGGGGGGUUAAUCUCCCCCCCCAAAAAAAAACCAUUAAAGGGCUUGAGGGAACUGAAUACUUCUAACAGAUAAUGCGUUCACAGUUUAAUAAACCUGCAAAACGAAAUCUAAUUAAAUUUGACUUUUGGCCAUGUUUUUCACACCAGCCAAAGCUCUCAACCCACUUGCAGAAUGGACCUGCCCAUGCAAUGGGAUUUCCUCUUUUCCCUACUCACCAGUUUACAGCAUCCCCAGACCCGCUUUUGUGCAUUGGGGGACCUCUCAGAGUACAUUUUUAGGCACAGACUAGAAGAAAGGGGAAGUCCUAUUGUGUCCACUCAUAAAGCGUUGGGUAUUGCCCUUACAUCUGUACAGAAUUAUCUAGAUAUAUUCCUUUCUUUCUUUAAUUUUCAGUUUACAGUGCAGCCUUGUACUUCUUUAUUCACAACUAUGUCCCAUGAAAUUUAAUGGGAUUUAUUCUCGUGUAAGUGGGCAGUGUUAGAAAUUAGCCCACCACCAGGCGUGUUUUGUGACUGGCGCUGGUCCAAUCACAACCACGUGGAGAUCUCUGGAUGCCAGGCUGAUGACCGGGGAAAGCAAAAUGUCACUUAGAGAAGGAUCUGAAAUAUUUGUUUUAUUCUAGGUUGUUCUGUUUGAUGUUUUAAUGUGUUGUAAACCACUUUGAGACUUGUUAUAGCGAUAUAGAAAUGAAAUCAUCAUCAACAACAACAACAAAUCCCAUUGUGGGGGGAUAUGGGGCCUAGACAUUCCAUUGUGGCAACUGCAACUCAGGUUUAUGGUCCCAUUUGGUGAUUAGCUUAUAUAUCUGCUCAUCUAACAAUUAAAAUGGGUGUAGGAUUCCAGCUGCACACUUCUUUUCCAAUUUAAAUAGCUUGUAGAACUUUUCUUUCCUCUCCCUUUUAUCUCCCUGAUUGAUAGUAUAGGAGUAGUUGUUCUGUGUUUGGUUGUUGUUUUUUGCUUUGGUGGGACUGCUUACUCUACAGAAAUUAUUCACCCAUGUCAUGCACUCUGAAUGUUGCAGGGGCAAGAUAACAUUAACUGUUGUGUUUUGACCUUCUCAUGUGCUGCUAUCAUUUGUGGCUUAUAUCUAAGGCCUUGCCUUCCUGCUAUCCUUUUUCUUAUAAAACCAUUAGUAUAGAACCAGCAUAGAAAAUUGUUGCAGAGGGUAAAGCGGCUCAGAUUCAGAACUGAUAAAAAUAAAAAAAGAUCAUUGCUUAGUGUUAAACUGAUACCAAAGUAAAUGAACCUCUCUCGGGAGGGUAGUCUGCAGCUGGAGUGCUUCUGUCCUGUAGUCACUUUGCAGGAGUGUUUGGAGAAAAACCUUGAAGGGUCUUAAUGUCAGGUGGGUAUGUACCAUAUUUUUUGCUCUAUAAGACUCACUUUUUCCCUCCUAAAAAGUAAGGGGAAAUGUGUGUGCGUCUUAUGGAGUGAAUGCAGGCUGCGCAGCUAUGACAGAAGCCAGAACAGCAAGAGGGAUUGCUUGCUGUUCUGGCUUCUGAGAUUCAGAAUAUUUUUUUUUCUUGUUUUUCUCCUCCAAAAACUAGGUGCGUCUUGAGGUCUGGUGCGUCUUAUAGAGCGAAAAAUACGGUAUGCAGUGAGAUGGACUUCCAUGUACCCAAGUUUCUGAACUAUCAUCUUGAAUUGGGCCCAUAAAUGGCGUGUGAGCCAACGAAUGGAUAAUUACUGCCCUGAUGUGAUUAUAUUGGGCAGACUUUUAGCCAUGUUCUGGUAAUUUCCAGACUAGUUUUAAAGUCAGUAUUUCAUUUGGGAGACUACUAGGGUGUAGAUCAAUGAAGCAAGACUCUUGCUAUCCAGGUAGAAUUGCAGCCAGGUCUCAGUGUCCUGGGGGUUACAGACUACUUUUCCCCUCUAGUUAUAAAGAUGGAUCAGUGAGCAUCCCCCAGUAUCGAUCUUUGGGGUAGAGCAACCCCCAGUGAACAGGUUGAACACUAGUUAUCUGGACAUAAGGCCCACCUGUUGACUAUAUCUUAUAUGAGUUGAGUUUCUGCUCACUGGCUCUCAGUCAGCCAUUUAUACUCAGUACAGAAACAUAGGCCAGGAUUCAACUAACCCAGCAUGCUAGCGAACGUCAGCACAAGGGCUCCCAUUAGUGCAAUGGGGUUUGCACCCUCUCCUCCUGCACCUGCUCCCAAUCAUUUCUGGAAUGUUAGGAGAACCCCCAGAACAGUGCAACGUGGAGUGGAGGAGGAGGAGAGGGGGAAUCAUUCUGGCUAGCAAGCAGAAAUGUUUACCCUGAUGCAUAGGAGCCAACUCCUGGGGGCUGAGGUCCCUUCGGAGCGCCCCAUAAAAUAUUUGAGGGGGCUGAGCACCCCAAAGUUGAUGGGCAUUGCCAUUCACAUGGUGUGCAUGUGCCAUGUCUUCUUAUUGAUUAUGCAGAGAAGGGCGUACCUGCUCCCCUCCCCCAAUAUUUUAUUCAAGUUGGCACCUGAUGGAGCAGUCAGAAGAGCAUGGCAUUGAAUUCCUCCCAUAGAGGUGACUUUGAUAUAGCACCUCACAUGUGAGGACCAUGGGAGCAUAUGUCACCACUGCUAGGGUCACGUAGAGGCGGUCUCUUAAUGAUGACUGAUCUCUGUACACACAUCACUGUGAUUCUCAUGGUGGUGGGUCCUGGCUGAAGAGUUCUAUGUGGCCACCAGCAGCAUACCAUGCACCAGAGACGGUGUUAGAUAAAUAAGCUAGGCACCAAAUGGCUCCUUAAACCAAGGUUCCUAAGAUUCAUUCUGAUUGUGAAGAUAAAAUACAAUGGCUAGAAUACCACAGGAUGUGUUGUUAGUGUGUGAAAAUAAUCAAGAUCCAAUGAUCCCCAGGCAUGCACCUCCAGGUGGUGGAGAUGUCAGGCGUCAUCCUGGUGCCCGGGCCUCUUCACUUGAUCGCAAAUGGCCAAUAGCCAGGUGCAAAAUGCUCCUGGCGCCUGGCUAAUUUCGAAUGCUGUGCAGAAAUAACUCUUCUGUAUGCAGUAGUGGUUUUCUGAACUAGCCCAUAGUAUUGAUGGUGACAAUUGGUCCAGCCCCUUUCAGAAACAGGAAUCCUGCCAAGGACUAUACAUCUUCCUUUCUGGAGAGCGGCACUCUUGAAUAUGUGUUGGAUAUCAGGCAAUAAUGGUGCAUUUGCUACUGUGGAUUCUUUUAGCUUGAUACAGAGACCCUCUUUUCUGAUGAUGUUGUGGAAUUACCUAGGCCCAAUGAGGGUUCCCCCCCCCCUUGUAUCUUAUGUGGGAAGAAGGCAAGAAUGGUUGUGGCUGAUGAAAAUUUGUGUGGGUGUAUUUAAAUCUGUCUUGGAGAAAAGCUUUGAGGAUGGGGAAAGGUUGUGUAAUGAAAUCCAAUGAAGGUGUAGGCAGAGUUACUUUUCUCAGAAUGUGAAAUGUCAAGCCUCUUCAAAUAUUUACAUUUAAUUUCUGAAGUGGAUUACACAAUAAUAACAGAGUUUUAUACGCUCUUAUGCAAUGUCUUGAGACAAAAAAACCCCUUCUACACUGGCAGUUCCUGAAUGCUAUAUUAUGUCUGUUUUUCAUGCCCCUGAAAGCUCUUGUGAAAACAUUUCACUAUACUGUAUAAAAAUGCUUUUUAUAUGUGGCCAGUGGGGGCGGGGGGCAGAGAGCAGAUCUAACAAUAGAGCGAAAAACAUUCUAGAUUUUUAAAAACCGAAAUCUUCUAUGGUAACAUUUGUUACCCAGGAGAUAAGAGAAGAUUAUUAAUACAGCACAAAAUUAGUCUGGAUUUUGCAGACAUGUAAAGAAAGAAGAUGAAACAAGGAUUGAAGUAUUUAGCCCACUUUAUGAAAUUUCCAUUACAUGACUGUAAACAAUGGCAUCUGAAACUUUUCUUUGUAGUGUAUGUAUUUCCUUGCCCUUUUCUUGUCUGGGGAGUGGCUGUGGUGUUUGGAAUAGUAUCAUUACAAAUAUUUUUAAAAUAUGGAAAUAUGUAAGUGAAGACUGGAUAUACAUCUGUCAAGGAUGCUGUAGUUGUAUCCUGCACUGCAGAUUUUGCAUUGAGCAAGGAGUUAGACUAGAUGACAUCUGAGGUCCCUUCUGACACUGCAGUUCUAGGAUCUGACUUACCACAUGUUUAGACUGUCUCUGGGUUUGACUCGUGAUAGUCUCUGACCACGGUCACACUUCUUUGGCUAGACUUGUAUGCUGUACUGCACAGUGCAAAUGUUAAAUAAAUGUCUGUUGUAAGCUGUAACUGAGCAAUGAGUUUUUCCUCUGAGGCCAAAUCAGGCAGUACAACCACCAGGGCAUUCAUAUUUAAGGAAAGGAAGUUGUCAGUAGGAAGUAUUAAACAAAAUGGGGGAAAAGCUCUUUAAAAAAGGUAUUUUAUCACUGAUAACCAGGCUUUAGGGAUUAAAAAAAAAAGGUUAGUGUAACUGAAGAACUGAGGAAGUCAUAGGAUUUCUGGAAUUCUCAACAGAAAUAAUCUCCUGUCCUCAUCCUUGCCAAGGAUAACACAAUCUUAUUUCUGAAGGCCAAAGGCUUAUUUAGUCCUGUUGCAAAAGAAUGAAAAAAUGUGAUUCUUUGGCUGCAACUCUACAGUCUAGUGAAGGAGACAUAAUAAAGCAAUUCUAAGGCCAGCAACUGGUACUGUAAUGGUAAACCUCAAUCAACUGACAUUGAGAUUGAGCUUUCUAGGCAGUAGCCAGGUUGCAAAAAACCCCACACAUCCCUCAAACUAAUCUAAAAUUGAUCUGGUAGGGAUUCGGCCCCUAGUUAUAUUAUUUUGUGUUGUGAUUAGUGAAGGAAGGAAGAGGGGGGCUGUGUUUAUUUAUCCUAUUUUCCCCCUGCUUUUCAGCCAGCAUUGACUUCCCAAGUAGCUAACAAUUAAAAUCCAUACACAGAUACAAUUACAUUACGGGCAUAGCAUGGGCAUAGCAGGUUCCCUGGCCCCAGGCAGUUGAUGGCGUAGUUCAAGCACUUCCUUCCAGAGCAUGGAAGUGAGAUUCUGCAGAUAAAACUGGUGGGUGGCUGGUGGUAAAGAUGCCAACCUGCAAAAGAAGCACUACCAAGUAGAUGAUUCUAGCAUAACUAAAAUUUCAGAGUCUGAAAGAUAAAUAGUUUUGCUUUUGGUUCUGAAAAUUGUGCUGCAUGUAUUUUUUUUAAAUGGAGUUUUUAAUGGAUUUUUGUUUCUUGAUGGCAUGCAAAUCUGUUUUUCUUUAAAAAUUAGCAGUUUAUUUCAUUUGAUGCUGAAGCUAGAGGAAUCAGAGGCAAAUGAGAAGCAAGAGGAAUUGGAGUCCUUGCUAUUCAGUGGCCUUGCCACCAUAUUGUAGGAGCAAUAUGAAAGUGUUUUCAGCUUCAAGAGUCUUGCCUGUUAGAAAGUCAGAUACAUAAACUAAGCACCAAAUGGCUCCUUAAACCAAGGUUACAGUCACUAGAACGGAAUGUCUAGUUGCCAUUUUGGGGCAAGAUGGCUCUAAAGUCUUAUUUUUCAAACGAUGGACUGACUGUGAUUGAUUCUCAGUUCAACAUCUGGCUAGUUCAGAUUACAACCUUGAGCUAGGUCAAGAACUCUGAGAACUUAAAGAAGAAAAGUCACUUGAUCCAGGGACAGUCCACAUAAAUAUUGUGCUAUACCUACCUCUUUUUCUUAAUGGUGACUGCUCCUGCUCAGGCUGCACAGAAAAAGCGUUUUGGUUCCUGCAAUUUAUUCCAACUGAGCAGAUAAAAUAUAACAGAUAGUAUUCUACAGGUUGUGGUAUUAUUGUGUGAAAACAGUCAAGAUCCAAUGAUCCCCAGGUGUGCACCUCUAGAUGAUGGAGAUGUUAGGCCCAUCCUGGUGCCCAGGCAUCUUCACUUGGUCGCAAGUGGUCGAUAGUCAGGUGCAAAAUGUGUCUGGUGCCUGGCUAAUUUCAAGCACUGCCUGUAUCAUCAUCAUCAUUAUCAUUUUAUUUGUUUGCCGCCUUUCCACAGUUGAAACUAUGCUCAAGGCGGCUUUCAACAUGACAAGAUUUACAUAGUUACAAAUAUAACAGAAGUCAUAAACAAUAAAUAAAACAUAUCAAAAAGUACACAACAGAAUAGCUUUUGUAGCUGGAGUCAGUCAGCACUCCAUUCUCCCAGGCCAGAUGGGAAAGGGCCAGCAAGGCAGGGUGCAGGUCUUCCAGGGCUCACAGUCAAGAUGGUCUCAUUUAAAACAACACAGAUAAAAAACUGACAACUGAGGUUCCACUGUACUUAAUUUAGAAGUUGGUUAGGAAUAAUGGAAGUCAUGAAUGGUUCCAUCAGGAGUUUAUCCUACAAUGUGUCCACCUGGCAGCUGAGAAGCUAGAGUCACAUGCUUCUCCAUGGAGCUGGGGGAGAGAAAGCUAGGCAAGAACCUUUAUUCUUGAUACCCAGGUUUUCUGUGAGCAGGGGAUUCCUUGUAUGGAGGGAACCUUGGCAUGUGAAUCCUUAUGCACGAUCUGGAGCAUUGCAAUGCAUAUGCAGGUUUACCACCUGUAAGAACUUGGCUCAAGCACCACCUGAGUGUACAGAUUAUUAACAACAGGAAUGCCCGUUCUUUCUCCUCUUCGUAAAUACAUCUAAGCCAAAAGAAGCAGAAUAUAGGAGGUUCAUAAGGUGAAACUAGGGUUCGUGGAACUAAUGGGUGCCUUGAACCCUGUUGUUGCCUGUGUUACGAAUCAAAACUGAGCUUCAUCACUUGUCUUUUGUUUUCUUAUACUGAGAGCACAGGUUGGAUGUUUGCCCAGAACUUUUAGUGCUACAAUGUUAGGUUGCUCCGACGCUCAACUCCAAAUUGCAUAUAGUAUCCCUAGGCUAUGAUGCUAAGAUCAGAACGAUAUGGGGGCGGGAAGUGGGAAAGCCACUAAGCAUUUCUAUACGUAAUGGGUAGCAGUUGAAAUUGUCACUCUGUGGGUGGAAGGAGUACGUCUUUGAAGAGAAAGGGUCCUUCCGUUCAGAGAGACCACCCUUAACCUCUGGGUUUCACACAGUGACAAGAAUGCAACCAUGCUGAAGUGCCACACUGCAUUGUGGGGCACUGCCUAGGUUUUUGCUCCAGACACCAAAGUACUUACACUCUCAGCUCAGUCUUUUAACUACAUGGCACAGUCUUAAUUGUAGAUGUUCUCUAGACUGCAAAGCAGACUUAGAAGAUUGCAAGAUCCUUGCAUCAUCUUUCGGGCCCCCUUCCAAAUGCCGCUAGGUCUUGGGAUUGCAAGAUUUCUUCUUGCUACAGGAACCAAAGGUCCUGAGCUCUUUCCUUAUCACUGUACUUUUAGGGUCUAGUCAAAUGGGCACAGAUGCUCUGGAAUGUGCCGUUUCCUCUUCCCAAGGAAUGAUUUUGGCCUUUAAUCUUAUGUUUUGCUUAAAAUGAAGUCCUGUUUGUUGUCAUCAGUCACUAGAACUUGCUUUUCCUGACUCUGGCAAUGUUGCAGAGCCACCUUUCCAAAGACUCGCUCACUCUCCUCUCAUUCAUACAAGUUAAAACUGAUGACAUAAAAACAGUAAAGGUAAAGGUAAAGGGACCCCUGACCAUUAGGUCAUCUCGCUCUAUAGGCCGAGGGAGCCGGCGUUUGUCCGCAGACAGCUUCCGGGUCAUGUGGCCAGCAUGACUAAGCCUCUUCUGGCGAACCAGAGCAACACACGGAAACGCCGUUUACCUUCCCACUGGAGCGGUCCCUAUUUAUCUACUUGCACUUUGACAUGCUUUUGAACUGUUAGGUUGGCAGGAGCAGGGACUGAGCAACGGGAGCUCACCCCAUCACGGGGAUUCGAACCGCCAACCUUCUGAUCGGCAAGUCCUAGGCUCUGUGGUUUAACCCACAGCGCCACCAAUAACAGUAUACAUGAGCAUAUUCACAAACACUCAAUUUGCAAAAUAAUAUUGUUACGGUGUAAUUGUAUUUGUUCUUGGUGCUCCUUCCUAUAGUGCAGAUAAGUCCUUCGGUCUAUUUCCACCUGCUAAAUUGUAUCUGAAGAAAUGUUAUAUUACUAGAUUGGAGUCUCUGUGUUAUUUCCUUGAACUGAAAACAAUUUUUUUUACAGGAGAAGCAGCGUUCACAUAUGUCAUGACAGACUUAAAACAGCGAAUAACCUUCAUUAUUUCCACUUCUAGAAAAGCUGAUUGCUUAUCAAAGGGAAUUUCAUGCUUUGAAAGAACGUCUUCGCGUAGCUGAGCACCGAACCCUGCAGCGUUCUUCUGAAUUAAAUGCCAUCUUGGAGCAGUUCAGACGGGCAGUCGCAGAAACAAAUGGAAGUAAGGAUGCGCUGAGCAGUGUUUCAGGUACAGGCUAAUUUUCUUGUUUAUUAUUAUUAUUUCUUUAAAAAUACAAAUUAAAGAUUGACAUGUUUGCCACUUCACUUCUCUCAAUCUUUUUCUCCUUGUGCAUUUGUAAAUAUUCAUUUGUUGAUGAGUUUGUAAAUAAAUAAAAGGACGCGGGUGGCGCUGUGGGUAAAACCUCAGUGCCUAGGACUUGCCGAUCGUAUGGUUGGCAGUUCGAAUCCCCGUGGCGGGGUGAGCUCCCGUCUUUGGUCCCAGCUCCUGCCCACCUAGCAGUUCGAAAGCACCCCUAAGUGCAAGUAGAUAAAUAGGUACCACUUUAUAGCAGGAAGGUAAACGGCGUUUCCGUGUGCUGCGCUGGUGCUGGCUCGCCAGAGCAGCUUCGUCACGCUGGCCACGUGACCCAGAAGUGUCUUUGGACAGCGCUGGCCCCCGGCCUCUUAAGUGAGAUGGGCGCACAACCCUAGAGUCGGACACGACUGGCCCGUACGGGCAGGGGUACCUUUUACCUUGUAAAUAAAAACUAUCCUGUAGACAUAGCAAAUAUUUCCUUCCUUGCUCUUUCCUUCAGGAUUAACUUUGUUCCACCUUUAGAGUGCGUGUGAGAAGGAUCCAAUUUCUUGCUUUGUACUGAAUAUUUGAACGUGAAGGAAAUACACUAUACCUUGCAUCUAGAGAUUAUUACCUGGUUUCUGUUGCUUUGGUGAAGCACCCUGAUGUCCAGGCUACGAAUACUUAAAUAAAAUUUCAUUUUCCCAGUACAGGAAUAAAUGUCAUUUAUUGUAACGUUGGAAGGCACCCCAGGGGUCAUCUAGUCCAACUCCCUGCAAUUCAUGAAUCUCAGCUAAAGCAUCCAUGUCAGAUGUCAACUGCUUGUCUAUAUUUGCAUUCUUUCUUAUUUCCAGCGUCUUGAGAUAUGGAUUGGUUCCAUGGAGGAUUCUGGAUUUGAUCUCUGUAUAAUGUGUGCAGAGAAUUCAUUCAUUUGGGCCAAUAGGGGGGAGACUUUCUCUUUGCCAGCUCCCUGGUGCCAAACGUCUUGCUUUGGUGACUUCAUUAUAGAUUAAUCAUUUGUGUUUGGAGGGGGAAUACAUAAAACCAGAUUGGACUCCCUCAGGUGCAAAAACUCAUCUAGGCUUUGUUUUCGUAAUGACAAUUGUUUAUUAAACCCAUGUAAGUUAAUGUAGUAGUGCAACUGGUUAGACUGGAAAACAAUUCUACUUUAGUAUACUUAGCUUACACAGAACUGCAAUUGCCAGCAUUCCCCAGGCAGAGGGAUUGGUUGUAAAACCACCCUUGGAAUUGUAGAAACAGAAAUUUCCCUAGAACUCUCAGCACCCUUAACAAACUACAAUUCUCAGGAUUCUUAGGGGCUGUUUAAAGUGGUCAUACUUUAAAUGUACAGGGCAUUAGGUGGGGACCUAGGACUGCAUUAGUUUGAAAAAGAGCAACAAGCCCUCUUCAUUUGUGUAGCCGACUUUCAAAUGUUGCACAGAAUGCUGCUUCCAUUCCCAGGCAAACCACUAUUUUGUGACAUUCCAUGACUAUUGCUUUUAUUUUAGAAUCUUUUUUUUAAAAAAAUAUUCUGUUUCAUAUAAACCUGUGAAAUGUGUACAGUUCCUUACACUUUGGGUUAGAUACUUGGUUAGGGUCCAUUUUGGUCGAAUGGCUGCAUAGCUAUAUAAUGUAUAUAUUUGUUUUCAGACGAAACGUUAAAACUGCUAAAGGAGUUAACAAGCAGGAAAGCUCUUCAAGUGCCAAAUAUAUAUUACCACUUGCCUCAUUUAUUGAAAAAUGAAGGAAGCCUUCGACCUUCAGUGCAGGUUGGCCUUGGAAGAACCGGAGGUAAAACUGACAAUAUUUCUAUGAUUGAUGCACUUAAAGAUGUAUACAAACCCUUGUGGCUGUAGCAAAAAGGCUCAGUACACGACUACUCGCAGACAAAAGAUAUAGGAAUCUUACUUCUUUUGUUAGCUGUCUCUUAGAAUUCAGGGUGAAUCCAAGGUCGAAGAAGCUUGUCUUUAACCUUCUCUUUUAUUGUCUCAUGCAGAUCCCACACUUUUGAUGUUAAGGUAUAAUUAAAAAAACCCCACUAAUUUGAAGCAGCAUGCCUAUUCUUAAAUUAAGUUUUUAAAAAUAACAAUGCAUGGGUUUUUCCACAUGCUCACAAAUUAGUAGGCUGGGGUGGAAUUCAGUGUUGUUCUAUUACAAACGUUCCAUCUGUGCAAGCAAUUACAGUUUGCCAGAUGGAACGACCCUCCUCCCUUCCCCUCUCCCCGCAUGCUCUUCUGGAGGCUCUCCUGACCCCCCAGAGCCAAUUGGGGGGCAUGGGGAGGAGAAGUGGGGAAGCCCCUUUGCACAAGGGGAAAUCCUUGCACAGGGUUCCACUGAUGGGCACAUUAAGUGAGUCCUGCCCAUUGUUUCCAUGCUGUGUAGGGACUGUAGAAUGUGGAAUAUAGGGGUAGGUAACUGGGUCUCCUUUAGUUGCUUAUUGCUUUUUUUUUUUGCAAGUGUUUAAAGUACACAAAGUAGUUCCAAUAAAAUAUAAUCACCUUGGUCCAAGGAGACCAAUGCAACUGCUGCUUAUUAAUUUUUUUGAAUGCCCAGUGGGGACUAUUAUUUAUUUUUCUCCUUGCCAACUCCUCUGCAGCCCAUCAAGAAAUGGUCUCUGACACUCCCGAGUCAAUACAAUGGUGUUGUACGUAGUAAGGAAAACUAACAGUGCACUUCAGACAUUGGCCUGGUUCCCACAUGACACUAAACCAUGGUUUAUAACUUGACCAUCUGAACCUGGCCCAGUGUUAUAACUAUGGUUUGUUAAUCACAAACAAACCACACUUGCAAGCCAUGGUUCACUGACUGUUUAUAAACCAUGAUGGUAAAUGUGUGCUUCUUGUUCUGAAAUUGCACCCAGAAAAAUUUGUUGUGUGAAGUGACCUGUAUAGUAUUUCAUUAGGGACAGAGGAGUUGUUGUUGAGAAAAUGAAGGAAGACUCUCUGCGUAAGUAGAUCUUUGGCCCCAAGGUAAAUGGGUUGUACAUUCUCCUUCAGUUUUGAUUCUUUCAUGUUAUGCUACUGAAUGCCAGUCCUGCAAAACAGAUUAGUAGGACUUAGUCAUGAAGACAUCUCCUGAGAAAUGUUCGCUAUUGAAUUAUGGGUGUCUGUCUGCAAAACAUUAUUUUCACAUCCGUUGCUCUGCAUGGAUUGUUAAGUCUGCAUUAUCUAGUAGCCCAAAGUUUUCAUAAUCCAACUUCUGUUGGUUGGCUUUUAAAUAAUAAUAAUAAUAAUAAUAAUAAUAAUAGAGAGGCUUUGCAUUUGUGGAUUUAGUACUGUUUGGAUUUAACGAGAGGUGUGUGUUUUAAUGCAUGUCAGGUAUGAAAGGCACAUGAUCAAGCAUUAUGGUUUAUACGUAUGGUUUAUAUGUAUGCAUGAAAACUCUUUUUAAUGGAAAGGGUUUCAGCAGGCAAAUGACUUGUAUGACUUGUAUCAUGCACUUGUUGGCAAAAAUCCAACUUAAAAUCUGUAAAAAGAAAAUAUGGCAGUUCUGGGACAGCUUCAGACAACCAGCUCAACACCUCCCCCCCCCCCAAAAAAAAGCUGUGAUAGUUUUUCAGUUGUUCUGCAAUGGUUUCUCACCACCCAUUGACUGAGGAGGCUGCUUGUGUUAAUAAAGUUGAUGGGGGAAGGGGUUUCAAUUACUGUACAGGAACUGAGGAAGAAAAAGUAGGUGAUGCUGAUUUUGGAUUAGUCAUAAUGGAUAGGAGCUAUGUAGCUAUGAAAAACUCAGAGUAAAGGGAGCCUUUUGGGGGAAAAGUUGUAUCUUGCACAAUCCAACAUUUGAACAAAAUUCAGUUUUCCUGACCAAAGAGAGGCUGAAACUUUGGUCUGAGAUUUUUAUACAAACACACCAUCCAUAAGAAAACCCCCCCCCCGCCCAAAUGUAUGCUUCCUGUUUUGAGUAUACCUGUAGUAUUGAAAUUGUUUUUGUUCCUUUACACCGAAAACAAAAUCACCCCUUGAUUAUGCCCUGUUUCACUCUGUUAUGUUUUAAAGUAUUUUUACACCUUGCAUAACAAACCACAUUCUUUCCUGUUCAAACCACCCGAGUGAAUUGCUCAUUGUUGUUUUUCAGUUUCUAUAGUAAUGGGAAUUCCGACUGUAAAGAGAAAAGUAAAAUCUUACCUUACAGAAACUCUUCACUCACUGAUUGACAAGCUGUCUCCAGAAGAGAAACUAGACUGUGUUAUGGUUGUCUUCAUAGGAGAGGUAAGCCCAAGGCAGGCUGUUACCAUUGUAGCUCUGUUUCUAAUUGCAAGAAGCACCAGUGUGUGGGAUGUUACUGCUCGUUAUGUUAUUUGCAAGUUUUGUGUUUCAUCUCUUCCUGCUGUAUAGUCAUAUUGAAAAUGUUUUGCCUUCUCUGAACAUGAAGAGGCUCACUGCGUGUGGAAUUAUAUCUUAUUCCACUCUCCUACACUGAGUGGGUUUAACUUCAGUAGGGAGAAUUAAGCAGAUCUUCAAAAUAGUUCUCAUUUAAAUACUUUGCUUGCAUUUGCAUGUGCAUUCGUAUGGACAGUGAAAUAAAACCUGCAUUUCUGAUGGAAAAUAGUGAUUUCUGGCUAGCAGCUUGAGCUACGUAUGGGUGAUAGUUUUGUUAUUCCUGUAAGGUAAAGGUAAAGGGACCCCUGACCAUUAGGUCCAGUCGUGACCGACUCUGAGGUUGCGGCGCUCAUCUCGCUUUAUUGGCCGAGGGAGCUGGCAUACAGCUUCCGGGUAAUGUGGCCAGCAUGACUAAGCCGCUUCUGGCGAACCAGAGCAGCGCACGGAAACGCCAUUUACCUUCCUGCCGGAGCGGUACCUAUUUAUCUGCUUGCACUUUGACGUGCUUUUGAACUGCUAGGUUGGCAGGAGCAGGGUCCGAGCAACGGGAGCUCACCCCGUCACAGGGAUUCGAACCGCCGACCUUCUGAUCAGCAAGUCCUAGGCUCUGUGGUUUAACCCACAGCGCCACCCGCGUCCCGUUAUUCCUGUAGUAGGAUACAAGAAGAAGAAGAAGGGUUUGGAUUUGAUAUCCCGCCUUUCACUCCCUUUAAGGAGUCUCAAGGCGGCUAACAUUCUGCUUUCCCUUCCUCCCCCACAACAAACACUCUGUGAGGUGAGUGGGGCUGAGAGACUUCAAAAAAGUGUGACUAGCCCAAGGUCACCCAGCAGCUGCAUGUGGAGGAGCGGAGACGCGAACCCGGUUCCCCAGAUUACGUGACUACCGCUCUUAACCACUACACCACACAAUUGUGAUGCUAUCAGCUACUAAAGGCACUUAACAAAGGAAACAGACUUAUGCCACAACUACAGUGAUGUUCUGCAAACAAACAAACAAACAAACAAGACAGAGCUUGCCUGUAAUUGUGAUAUGAGAAGAAACAUCUUCCUUCAGUUUCUAUCUGGUGCAAGCAUGCAAUGGCAAGAAGGUAGUCUUCGAAGUGUUGUGGGCACUGCCACCCUGCCUCAGUUUUUAAAACCAGCACCAGAACAGCAGUGUGAACUCUUGCUACUCCACAGCCCAGGAGUAUUGCUAGGUCCUGAUCCUGGAUAUGAAAGUUAAGCGGCUGUGCUUUAAUUAGUGAUAAGUGGCCCAAGCCCAUGCUUUGUAACAAUCCAGAACAAUUGAGGAUUAGACAUUAAGAUGAAGAUUUUUAUAAUUAUGCAAUCCACUUUCAUGAUGCUUUUUUACUAAGACCGGCCAAAUAUAUGCUUUUGACCUAAAGACCUUGCUGUCUAAAUUUUGAUAGAAGGGGAGAGAAAGGGAAAGAAAAAUGUAUUAAUAAGGAAUGGACAUGAGUAUGCAAUUAUAUGUAUAGUCUUGUUUAUUAAAUUUGUAUACUGCCCUUCAUCUGAAGGCACUGCUGAUCUGGGUUCUGGUGUUGCCCAGAUCUCCUGAUUUCAUCUUAGGCAAAAAGCACCUGUUAAAUCUGUGCUCAUUCAACCUAUAAUGGGGCAUUUUGCUUUCUCUUUCUUGUUUAACUGAAAGAGAAUAAAUACAUUGUGUGCAUUAAUACAUGACUGUUAAAUUGCCUAAUUAACUGGAUAGGUACUAACACAAAAUGAGUUUGUGCGGCUGUAACAAAUUUAAGAUUGAUUGAGAACGGUCAGGAAACUGACAUUUCUGGAGGCUAAUCCGUUAGAAUACAAAAUAUCAUCCAAACAGUUCUUCAGUACUCUGUCCCCACAUAUGUUUCAAAGAAGUUAAGUGACUCUCCAGAGUCCAGACAUUUGAUUUUACAAUUAUCAAAUCACAUUUAGUCAAUGUUAUUUUUCUAGAAAAAGAGGUGCUGGAAUUCCCCAUGUGUGCCUUUAUUUGUUCUUUUAUAAUGGCAAUGGGGCCCAUCUGAAAAGUGCUGGAACGGAGUUCCGGCGAGUUCCGGCUGAAGAAAAAGCCCUUCAAUUAGUUCAAAUAAAUCCCUAAAGGUGUAACUCUACUCUUAAUCUUUCAGCAUUAAUUUAUUUUUUAAUUUCUGCCUGAAUAUUAAGUAAAAAACUGGUCUUUCUAAUUGGAACGAUUUUCAAACACCUCACUAGGUAUUGUGUAUUUACCCUCCAACCCCUUGUCAUCGGGUAGUUAGCUUUCCAAUACAUUUUACACUUGGAUUGGAGGUUAAGCAAUAAACAGUGAGAUAGUCAGAACAAACGUGGCAUAUGGUAAUUUAGAGAGAGUAAAUAACUGCCCAAACCUAGGCUGUGAUCUGCCACUUUUUGGAGUAACGAUUUUUUCAGUUGCCUAUUGCAGGUUAAAGUGAAAAGCAGCCGGGGGAGGGGGGGAUGUGGUGGGAGAGCAGAGAAAAGGAGCAAACUGAGCUGUGGAAAUCCCAUACAAAACCAGGAUGUUUUUGUUAUCAACCAACAUAAGGACAUAGGAAGCUUCCUUAUACAGUGGUACCUCGGUUUACAAACCUUUCUGUUCCGGAAGUCCGUUCUUAAACCAAAACCAUUCUUAAACCAAGGUGCGCUUUCCCUAAUGAGGCCUCCCACCGCCGGUGCCCUUCCACCGUUCAGCUUCUGUUCGUAGACCAAGGUAAAGUUCACAAACUGGGACACUACUUCCGGUUUUGCGGAGUUCUUAAACCGAAUAGUUCAUAAACAGGGCUGUACUUAAACCGAGGUACCACUGUACUGAUUCAGACCUUUGGUCCAUCUGGCAUACUUUGUUUAAAUCAGUGUUCCCCAAACUUGGGUCUCCAGCUGUUUUCAGACUACAGUUCCCAUCAUCCCUGACCACUGGUCUUGCUGGCUAGAGAUGAUGGGAGUUGUAGUCCAAAACAGCUAGAAACACUGGUUUAAAUUGACUACUAGGAGCUCUGCAGGGUUUCAGACAGGAGCCCUUUCCAGCCCUACCUCAAGAUCCCAGGGAUAGAACCUGGAAUCUUUACAACUGAAAAUAUACUCUUUAUGCUGAAACACCUUUAACAGCAGCCAGAAGAAUUUUAGACAAACUGUAGAAGCCUGCCAGUUCUCUGUACAUUUUUUAAAAAUUAUAUAAAUUUGUAACGGUGAGGCUUGAAAGAGAUUGCUUAAGCUAACUUCAUUAGAAAUAUGAAUGUGCUCCUUUAUAAGACAGUUUGAGCUGUACAAAAUGAGCAUUGUGGAGUAUCUCCUGUCCCCAGAAAUUUUUUUGGGAACAUAUACUGUACCUUGUUUGCUAACCAAGGCAGCCAGCUCUGCAAAUAUAUGGUUAAGACUGUUUGCCAUGACUCUACAUAUUGCUUAUUUAACUGCAGAAGCUACUGUUGGCAUUGAGCCUGGAGCAGCAAUAGAGUUAGUCUGGAAGUUAUAUAAACCUGUAUUUGAUGUAGUACACUUCUGUGUUGCAUGUAAAGGAGGAAUUAUUGUACGAAGUUUUUUUUUUAAGGAAAAACAGUCAUUCUAAACGGUGCACCAAUUUCUAAUUUGGAGCAUGUAUUUUCCCCGAACUGUACUUCCAUCAUGGAGAUAUUGCAGGUUCUCAGUACUCAGACCUCUACAGUUCUUUUACCCAAGGAAAUUCCAUUUAGCCCCCUAGAUACCACGUUUUUGCUGUUACAACUGAUGUAAUACAAUUGAUUUUAUAGAUCUAUGAACCAGGGCAUCCAAUGCAGGAACUGGGAAGACCACACAGCUUCCAAAGAGAGCUUGGUACACAAAACAUUGUGAAACCAGAGGAUAACUCAUGGGCUCUGUGCAUGGUAGAAAAACAAGUGUGAAAUACAGGAGAGGCUUUGUGAGUCAGUUUCCCACUGCAUUUCCUUUAGCACCACACUUCAGAGAUGAGAGCACUUGCAAGGUAGAUGUGUAUUGUAGACAAGUGAGAUAUUUCUGAUUAUUCAUUUUAGCACUUUGCUUGUGUCUGUAAAAAUUAAGCUUUUAGUAGUUUAUAGUUUUAGAUAUGAUCAGUCAAGGCGAAAAACUCUUGGCUGGUAUGUAUUGAACCACAUUUUGUUUUCCAAUGCCUUGUUGGAACUUUUGUGCAGGAUGGAAGGAAGUGCAGGUCAGUUUGCUGAAGUUAGCACAAGAAGAGCAGGGAACGUUCUGUAUUUGAUGCUUUUCUUAGGCUGCCUUCAGAGGUAGAUUAUUCCAGGGUGGUGGUAUGUUGGCACUGAGACACUCAGAGUAAGCAAAAGUGAUGCCUUUUUAUUAGAAUGGUGUGUUAGACUGCAAGGUAAGGUAAAGGUCGCUUCACCGUGCAAAUAUGUUAAUACAUACUGCCUUUAAAGUUAUAAAACAAUCUAAAUAUACAACAUGAAAAACCCUACAGAUUGCAUGUAGGGCAAAUGUAUCAAAAACAACCAUGGUGGCUUAAGCAGUGUACGGUAGUUUAGCAACCAUUUGAGCUACGUGCUUUUCUAAUGGAUUUGGAGAGAUUUUUCUGUACCCUUGGGGUAAAUUCAGAUUUGAGAUUUAUAUAGAGCAGGAUAAAAGCCUCUUCAUUCCCCAGAUCCGUUCAGAAACUAAUUUUUGUGUGUCUGCCAAGACGUGAUGACACAAAUGUACAUAUCCAUUGUUUCUGUAAGUGGGAGAAGCAACCUGGGGAAGGUGGAAAAGGGGACAGGAGUGAGACUUCGGUUCCAAGGAGUUUCUGUGAGCCAUUGGUUCGAGUCCUACCUUCCAGAGCAGGAGAAAACAAGCUUGCUCCAUCUUCCAUGUGACAGCCCUUGAGAUAUUUGAAGAUGGCUAUCAUAUCUCCUCUCAGUCUCCUCUUUUCCAGGCUAAACAUACCCAGCUCCUUCAACCGUUCCUCAUAGGACUUGGCUUCUAGACCCUUGAUCAUCCUAGUUUUAAAUUACUGUUUUUCUCAACAACAUACAUAGAAGCAGGGACUGGAACCUUUCCCUAUCCCUUAUGUUUUUUAUUUAGCCAUGGAGAGCAUUGCUUUAAAGAUACAUGUGUCAUUCACAGUUGAUACAUGGCCAUGGUUAUUAUACCACCACAUAGGUUCUGUUUUCACUAAAGACCGUAACACUGGCAUUUGCUUAACUUGAAGUGAAUGUAGUAAAUUAAUAAACACAAUUUUCUGAAUUGAAUUAAAAAUUGUGCUGGCCAGUGUGCGAGAUUGAAAUCAAUCCUUUGCUAUUCUGUGUUUGAAUGGACACAUUUUGUGACCUCUGUCAUGCUAACUUUUUGAUGAACAUUAAUCAUUAUUUUAUGUAUUUAAAUAAUUUCUAACCCACUUCACUGCUACUUGAAUUUUUGAAAAUAAAUGCUGUAGAAAUUAUACAGUCAUUUAAAACUAAUUUGUUAUACUUGGUUCAAAAAUGUUGCUUUAAAAUGCCUCUCUUUCUCCCCCCAGACAGAUCUUGAUUAUGUAAAUGGCGUUGUAGCAAGCCUAGAAAAGGAGUAAGUUUAUUUCAUUGUUUAUCCAUUGUUUAUUUCAGUUUUAGUAAUAGUUUUCUUCAUAUGCAUGGGUUGCAUACUGUGGUAAAUUGCAUGGAGCAAUUAGAUGGUCUCAACUUGCAAAACAGCAAAUGGGAUUAAAAGGUUCAGUCUGUCAUAAACGGAUUAUGUUGGAAUGAAAUAAAUGGAUUGCAAAGCACCUAUGCUAAAGCUGCUAUGCUAGCGCUGAAGUAUAGAAGCAGCUACCUGCAUACUUAAGAAGUUAAUGCAUAUUGUGGUUUUGAAUAAUAGAUUAUGAGAAUUAAGGCCAGACCCUAAAGCAAUUUCUGCUUUUGUAGAAGACCCGGAUGCCAGUUCUUGCUAGUUGCAGCUGCUUGUGCAUUGUUGGAUUCUAUCCCAGUGGGAUUUUCAAGGGACAUAGGGAGGUUUUGUGGAAAGGGGAGAUCAUGCAGGAGUCACCUCACAGCCUUUGGACCCCAACCUGUACAUAUCACUUUAUAUAUGGAUCUACAUUAGUGGUUAAGCCAGGCAUGGGCAAACCCGGCCCUCCAGAUGUUUUGGGACUACAACUCCCAUCAUCCGUAGGUAACAGGACCAGUGGUCAGGGAUGAUGGGAGUUGUAGUCCCAAAACUUCUGGAGGGCGAAGUUUGCCUAUGCCUGGGUUAAGCUGAUACUAACUUGGCCACAAUAUGAUUAGGCUGAUACUAAUUCGCCCAGUGCUACUGGGUGAGCACUGUGACUGAACAGAAAUUUGAACCAACCCAGCUCCAACAUUUGACCACCACAUUAGGUUUCUGGAGUGUAGCGUUCCCUAGAAUAGUAUAUAACGACAAAUUUGAACUUUCUGAAUACAGGUUUUCUAAAGAAAUCAGUUCUGGCUUGGUGGAAGUAAUAGCUCCACCUGCAUCCUACUAUCCUGACUUGACAAACCUAAAAGAGACGUUUGGAGACUCAAAAGAAAGAGUCAGGUAAGAAUUUCUCAGGGUACUGGGGAAUAAUAACUUCAUUCAUUGUAGAUUGUAGAGUGCAUUGAAAAUUCAGGAUAUGGAAAUUUCAUAAAUGGAAUCUGCCAUGUUCCCCCGCCCCCUAGUAUUAAUAGUAACUGGGGGUGAAAUACUCAGAUUGCUACCAUAGGGGAGAAACUUAAUCUCUCUGCACCAUGCUAUUCUCCCGGUUUUGAAAUUCCCUCUCCAUGAUGUUCACCCUACAGGGCAAAACAUAUAGGUACUUGAAAUCUUGUUGCUUCUUUGUGGGACUGCUUGGUAAGAUGGCUUCUAACAGGCUGCAGCUGAACAGCAGUUGGUUUGGUGGGAGAAUCCUGCAAUGAAACAACUGAAAGGGCAGACUACAUUGCUUCUGGCAGGUCAGCUCCCCAAAUGGUGACUCCAAAGAGGACUUCAGGGUUCACCACCAUGAUAGGAAUGCUACUCCUGAAACCUUGUAUAUGCCUUCAUUGCCUACGGAGAUGUUUAGCUUAGAAAACUAACUGUAUUUAAUUUCAGAUGGCGGACAAAGCAGAAUCUGGAUUAUUGUUUCCUUAUGAUGUAUGCGCAGAAAAAGGGUGUUUACUACAUUCAGGUAAAUUGUUGUUGUUGUUGUUUUACUUUGAAUGGUGAAAACUAGUAUCCAAGACAUGUCCUGUGCUCUUGUAAUCAGCAUAAGAACAGUUAUUUAGUUGAAUUGCAGUGUUGGCAUAGUAUAUGGGAAUUGUUUAUAAGUGUUUUAUAGAUAGACCAAACGAACAAACAAAAAGCCAAGCCAACUAAGGGUGAUGGGUAUGUAAAUAAUAACUUUUUAGGAAAAUAGAGCUAAAACAAGUAAGGUGAUUUGUAGUUGUGUUUUCCCUUUAAAUGUUUUAAUUUAAAAUAUAAAAUGCCUUAGUUAAAUAUUGUUGUUUUUUUAAUUGUUAAAAAAUGAUGCUAAGAUUCUUUCCAGAUUUAGUUGCUUGGGCAAGCCUGCGUUUAUUACUUUAGAAACAGCUGUAAUUGCCAAGGUGAUGCUUUGCAAAUAUGGUUUAGUUCGUCACAUAUGGCUGCAAUAAGACCAAGAUUGAUAUGCACAUGCUUAGUUUCACACACUGUCUAAGUAGCUGACUCUAAUUCAGUGAAUCUAAUUUGCUCCUGUAAAAUUGAGCAGCUGCGUCAUUUCUUGCCUGAAUAGGAUUUACAGUAAGAGCAAAAGCCUGUAAUAACUACGGAACUGCACAAAUGUUUUUUUCCAGCUCUGCCUUCGAUCCUACAUCAUCAAAGUAAUUUGGAAAUAACACAUUUUAUCCUUUAAGUGAUUCUCCUGCAGUGCCUUGCCCCCGCAUAAAGCCAGCCAUUCCAUAUCCUAUCUGCAUAUAAAAGAUGGGAUUGCAACGAGAAAUGGAUAGAGUCUCUGUCUGACAUGAUAAUUCCUGCACUAUUUGGGUUUUUUUCUGGUAUUCCCUUCUCACAUGCACAAGCUUUUUGGAAGUUUAUUAGAUCCCAGAUAACAUCCUUAUAUAACUGUGUCCCUGUACAAUAAACAGCUUUUAACAAUCCUAUUGUGCAGGGUUGUUUUUGUUUUAAAAUAUGCUGUCUCUCAUAAAAAAAACCCUCUCUGUUGAUAUUGUUCCACCAGUGUUAUUCCAUGUGAUAAAUCUAAUUGUGUAGGUGGAUUUUAAAGGCAUGGCUGUGUGGUCAUGCAGUCUCUAGUUUGGCACCAUGGAAAUAAAUAAUAUUGGAGGUGUUGUGUUGUUUCUGAUUGUGACCCUCUUGUUGACUGAAUGCGUUUUUAAUCUUUUGGAGGAUUCCAUUAGUGGAAACGUGGGAGGUGAUUUUUGCUGUUUUCCCCUUCAGCUUCCUUUGCACCCCUUGAACUCUACUCCAGAGGUUUGGGGCACCCAUGGAACAAUAUGUUUGGUGGCAGAGGGGGAGUCACAGCUGGAGAUCGGAGAAAUUUGUGUCCAUAGUUCUCAUGGAAGCCUGCACUGAAUCAAAUGUUGGAUUCAGACCCUUCUCAAAUAUUUCUGUUUAGAUGAUGACCAACUUAGGGUCUCUUCAACCCUAAAAUUUCAUCAGUAAUGGGCUUCUCAUAAGGCAAGAAGGUUAAACCUCAAAGAGAAAAAAUAACCUUGUUAGCAGUGAGACAUGUUCUUGUUGAUGGGCAAUGUAGUUUUGAUCACCAAAAACAUGUUUUUGUUUUUGUUUUCCAUUUAAUUUCUGAGUUAACAGGACAUUCCUGCUCAGAAGUAAGUUGCAAUUAAUCAGUGAGAUUCAGGGUACUUCCAGUUAGAGACUGGAAUAGUGCAAACAAGUCAUUCAGAUAUCACAACAGUAGGGUGUUUUUUUCCCCUUACUGGAUUUUGCUUGGAAAGGGUAAAUUUAGAUUAAAUUUCAAACAAAAUAUCCACUGGCAUUUUGAUGCCCAUGAUGUUCUGGGGAUGCUGCCAAUUUUUUUUUAUUUUAAAAAUGCAUGCAUGAAGGGCAGGCAUCUCGCAGUAUACCCCUUACCGUGUAUAGGAUUGCAGCCUCUCAAAAGUGAUUGCCCUUUUUAUUUAUAGUUUGCAGUCCCCUCCCAGUGAUCGCAGUUGAGGCAAAUAAUGAGGUUGUAUCUAACAAAGUCAUUCUAUUAACACCACAACUUCUGCUUCAACAACGUAACUUCUUCUCCUCUCUGUGUCUGUCUGUCCCAAGAACAUUUUUUUUGGGGGGGUGGGGGAAAGUGAGGGAAGAAAAGUUAUGUUAAUGGAAUACAUUUGUUGGAUGCAGCCCAAGAAGUUCAUAUGUACGUUUGAGUUUGAAAUGUGGUUUGCCUAACACACUCUUUUUCACAUUUCGUUUCUUCUUUUCUUUUGCUGGUCUUGCUCUUCGGCUCCCCUAGCUUGAGGAUGACAUUGUUGUCAAGCAGAAUUACUUCAGCACAAUAAAAAAUUUUGCGCUUCAGUUGUCAUCCGAAGAUUGGAUGAUUCUUGAAUUUUCUCAGCUGGGAUUCAUUGGUAAGAGAAAUUCCUCUUUAGCAAGUUUGAAAGGGGUGGAGGAAGGGGUUUGCAGUAGGGGUGGGCCGCCCCGGGUGUCCCCACUGAGGGGGGUGACAAAAUGCCGGGCGGCACUCACUGCGGGGCCUGAAGCACGCCUGAGCCACGUGUCUCUCCUGGGAGUGACGCAGUGGCUUGGGCCCCCGCAGGCUCUGUGCUGCCCCAAAUGGUCUGCCUGCCGCCUCCCCCUCAGCUGUAGGGUGGCUGAGUGGGAGGAGGUAGGCAGACUCCUCAGAGGCACUGCAGAGCAUCCUGCCCCGGCUCGCCCUGCCCCACGGGCAGCUGGCCCCGCCCCUGGGCGCUGGGCAUGUGUGCCACCCCAGGUGCCUGAUCGGCUUGCUCCGCUGCUGGGCAGGUGCAGGGGAGGGUGGAGAGAAGAAGAGAAAUCCAGCACUCUGGUAGAGAAUCCACAAAAAUGUCCCAGCUUUUAAAAUAUGGAAAUAUAGUGAGUUUUUAAUUCUUUUAAUUUUGUGGCUUUCCCUGUAUAAUUCCACAUAUUCAGUUGCAUGCUGCUUGUUGUGACAGAAUCCAGCUGCUGAAAGUUAGAAUAAUUCUAUAGCAGUGGCUGCCAUCUCAGAAGAUGACAAAUUUCUAUAUGGGCUCCAGUAAUUUAAACUAUUUCCCAUGGAGGUUAGGCUCAAUGAAGAGCUGCCCUCAUUUUAGAGGUUUCCCACUACAGCUUUUCCCACUACAGGUUUCCCACCUCUAUCAAAGCCAGUGACUUCAAACGUUUCACUUAGAAACCUUUCGUUUUCAAUAUGGUAUUCACUUGACUGAAGAGGGCAGAUUCCUCUGCUCUCAUUGCGAUGCUCUUACCUUUGAAGUGAAGAGGGCAGCACUUGUGGACAGGGAAGCUUAAUCUGCAGUCUUAUGGCUCCUGUACGUGCAUAAUAUCUGCUGAUCAGAUUGAAUGAGGAAUCUGAAACAUUAGAGCUGUAGAUCUACCACAAAAGUGUGGAAUGUGAUUUUCAGUGCAGAUUAUGGGAGACCAAUUUUUCGGAAUUGUAAUUUUUUAAAAGAAGCAUUGUUGAAGACAUGAAAUGGGUGGGGAGAAACAUAGCACAUGUUAAGUUUUUGUUAAAUAUCUAUAAACCAAGGAAUAUCUGGGUAACUUUCUCCCAAGAUUCUCAGUCUCUGCAGACCUUCUGCCCCAAAUUAUUUGAGUGCCAUCUUUUCUUUUACUAGUUUGCGUUAAGAUUCUUUAAAAAAAGCAACCCACCAAAUCUUCAGCGGAGAGGUUUUUUUGAGCACCAAAUAUUUAUAUUCAUAUAUAUUUAUAUAUAAUUUAUAGCCUUCUGCAGUGGAGAGUUGUUGUUUUUUGAGCAUCAGAUAUUUAUAUAUAAUUUAUAGCCUGCUUCUGAAAUUUCUGUUACCUUUAGUCACACUAGCUAAAAUGGCUCUUUGGGGGUGGCAGGCUGAAUUUGCAUUUACAAAGCCCUGGAUAGCUGCUGAUAUAACUUCAUUUUAUUUACAGGUAAAAUGUUUCAGUCUCCAGAUAUUACACUCAUUGUAGAGUUCAUAUUUAUGUUUUAUAAAGAGAAACCUAUCGACUGGCUCUUGGAUCACAUUCUUUGGGUGAAAGUUUGCAACCCCGAGAAAGAUGCAGUAAGUUUUGAGUGUUAAGUAUUUCUCAUAAAUACUGUCUUAUGUGAAUGGCCUGGUUUGCAUGUAAUGCAAAGCCAAACCACGACUUAGUGUGAAUGAGCAAAUGGAGAGAAGAUUGUGGCUGCUUUGGUUCCACCACUCCACUGCUGAACAAAGCCAUGGCUUGGCUUAGUGGCCCUCCAGAUGUUGCUGUGGCCCUCCAGAUGUUGCUGGUCUACAACUCUAAUCAUCCCUGACCAUUGACCAUGCUGAUGGGGGCUGAUAGGUAUUAAGAGUUCAGCAACAUCUGGAAGGGCACAGGUUCUCCAUCACUGGCUUAGCAUGUCAUCUGAACCUGGGCUGAUGGUUUAGCUCUCUCCAGACAAACCACCAGUUCUAGACAAUAGGAGAAACCUUGAUUACAACUCAUGCUUCAACUGGAAGGAGCUAAGCCAUGGCCCUGGGUUUGGAUGACAUGCCAACCCAAACCAUGACUUAUUUCAGCACAGUGCAGCAGUGGAUUGACCAAGGAGGAGCAGAACAGCCACGAUUUCCUCUCCAGGAACCUACAAGUGUGCUUGUUCACACUAAGCCAUGCUUUAGCUUAGCAUUACAUGUGAACAAGAACAAUGUAAGAAGUCACUUUAUUGUGGAUAUCUCUGUGAAAUAAGGGUGCUGCCAUCUGGAAGCACCAUAAGAGGAAGGGAAGUGGCGUCUCUUUUCUUCUUCCACACAUGACAGUACUGCAUAGGGAAACAGAAGCCUUUACUAUUCUGUGAAAUCUAUGGGAAGCUCUGAUUUGGCAACCAUUAUCGUACGGGGGAAAUGGUUUGUCUUAAUGAAAAAAUGAAAUAUAAACAUAAUGGGGCGCUACAAAAGUAGUGGCCAACAACCAUUUUCUAAUUUCUUCAGACUGGUGAGGAUGUAAAAUGCUUAUUUGAAAGGGCGCAUGCGGAAGUUAAAGCCUUUUGUUUGUAGGGGAGCUAAAAUCUCUAAAAGGUGCAUUUUAUUAUGGCCUCCAAAGAAACCUGAGCACUUGACUACGUUAAAAACAAAGUUCCACGUUUCAGACUGUGCCUGUGCAGAUGGCAUAACUGCUAAAAUUAGCUGAAGAGUUGCACAGAAUUACUCAUCACCAUGGUUCUUGUAAUAGACUGUAAUUAUGGUGGCCUGCAGUCUGGGUGUUGUGAUUCCUUUGGCAUUGACACUGAUCUGUUAUACUGAGCUACAGAUGUGAAUCAUUCUGGGUGCAGCCUUCUUGGUUUCUUCCACACCGUAAAACCCACUUUGGUCUACUGAGUGCUAUUGAUAAAUUCCUGUUUUCUGUUGAAGUUGGGUUGCUAUGAGAGGGGGAUGAUGGACUGCCUUCCUUGUUAGCUAUUAUUUCAUCCCUUGCCAACAGGAUCUUUGAUCUUUAUGGGGGCAGGUUGUGCUGUUCUUUUCGUGACAGUAAGGUUUUCUUUUCUCCUUGAAUGAAAGGCAAGGCAUCAAGCAAAACAACGGGGCUAUGGAAGGCCAGCAUCAAGAAUGCUGCGCAGUAUUUUGGCUCACUUAUUUUUAAGUCAUCAUGCGUAAGGAUAGCGUUUAACUUGUUCUACAUUACUAAAGUCUUCCCCCACACCCCAACUUUUCUUUUCAGAAACAUUGCGAUAGACAGAAAUCAAAUCUCAGAAUACGCUUCAGGCCUUCACUUUUCCAGCAUGUGGGUCUGCACUCCUCCCUAGCAGGAAAGAUACAGAAACUUACAGUGAGUACUUUUAUGCUUCCUUUCCUUUUCUUGGAAGACCAGGUUUUGCAACUUGCAUACUAAUCAAUCUUCUGGGUAAUGUUGCAAAUUACAUCUGUCUCUGGCUACUGCAAGGCCCCACAGUUGACGAUCAAAUAUGAUAAAGCAAAAGUGCCAUUGGUUGUGAUGAAUCUACUCCUUUUUCUCCUAUUCUUGUAACCCCCAUCUUCACCAGAGGUUCCCCCACCCUCCAGAGUAGAUUUUGGGAUACAUGAAGGCUAAAGAGGGAUGGAGGAGCAAUAGUUUCAUUGUGCAAUAUUGUCAGUGAGGGAGAGGAUAUUACCCCUUGUUUGCUACAGGGUAGAGGGAAAAUCCUGUUCUUCUCAUCUCUAAUAAAAGUUGUCUUGUUCUUCUCAUCUUUAAUAAAAACUGUCUUGUUCACUCUCUCUCUCUUUUUAAGUAAACUUUCUUAAAAUUGUAUACUUGUUGAUUAAUGUUAAUUGACUUUGAAUUUUCAUUUAACUGCAAAAUAAGCCAGUAGCAGGGAGAAAAUAUAUUAUGGCUGAUGGCCAGCUUGACAACAGAGAGAGGAUCAAUAAUCACUGCAGAAAAAUCAGAAAAGGAAAACAGGAGACUGAACAAUAGACUCCCAACGUUUGUUGAGGAAAAUUUCCUGCCAAGGGAAAUGUUUAAUGCCUCUUGAUAAAAGCUGCUUCAGGCAGGUUUUUUUGCUACAGCUCACUGAAGCAGAGUCUGUUUUGUAUCUGACCUCUUCUUCAGUUCCUAGCUUAAUGAAUCUUAACGUCUUUUUAGGAUAAAGACUUCCUGAAACCAUUAUUGCAUAAAAUUCAUGUCAAUCCACCUGCAGAGGUUUCUACAACUUUGAAGGUCUAUCAGGGUCAUGCUCUUGAAAAAGCCUACAUGGGUGAAGAUUUCUUUUGGGCUGUUACACCAGUUGCUGGAGAUUAUAUCCUCUUUAAAUUUGACAAGCCUGUCAAUGUGGAAAGGUAAGUGCUUCCAUGACAAAAUGAAGCUUCUGCUGAACGGUGUCUUGAAAUGAGGUUGGAAUUACAACAAAUCGACCAGCUUUAUAAACAAUUGUUCAUGGCAUCCAAUAGAAUGAUUAGUUUGCUUGUUGGACUUUUUUUGUCAAAUGUUUGGUAUUCUAGACAAAUCAAAGCCACACCGGUUGUUUAGAAUUAAAAUAGCCCAGUUGUUAUUUGUGCCAUUUUGGAAUGCAUAUUGUAAAUUUGGCUCCGUGUAAUGUCACUUUUCUUCUUGCAAAGAAAAACUUGUGCAGGAAACCAUUUUGUACUAUUAGGUUAGGAUAGAAGUGUACUGUUAACAGCUUUUAAGUUCUAUUAAGUUCUAAGUGUAUUUAGCACUCAGCUUUAAUGUUUUCAUGCACACAUCUCUAUGGGAAUUCUUUCCAGUUUCCGUUGCUUAGACAUGCUUAUUAAUCCUGUCAUGAGGUUGGAAAUGAAUUUUGCAGAUGAGCUUCAUGGUCAUUUAAAUUAAAUGCUGGUGACUAAGCAGAAGGGUAUAUCUUGGAGGUUAAAUGAUCAGCUGGGUUAUCAAAAUUUCACAUUGGAAUAGGUCCUUAGGAAUCUGACAGAUGAAGAGUCAUCCUUGUUUUAACAUCACUGACAAUGAACUUGUUCUCAAAAUAUUACAGCUGUGGGUUAAGAAGCAACUACUUGCUGAUUUCUGAUUCAUCCACUAGAGAUAUUGCUGGCAGAGCUUACUUGAAAAAGUUGAAUUGUGGAUGCCCCACCAAGGGGAGGUUUACAAUUGCCAAAUUUUGCAUUUUGUGUAAACAUCACAAGAUGUUUCUAUGGUCAAUUUGUAACCCAAUGACCUUUCACAACUUGCACUCCACCUCCACCUCACUUUUUAAAACAGUAAAAUUGAUUUAUGUUUUGAAAGGUACUAAUUAUAUCAUGCUUCUUCAUGAUCAUUUUGCAAUUCCUUGGGCGCAGAUUUGGGGUGUCUCCCGCACCACCUCAAUUCAAAUAACAACCCAGGGGCUGUAAGUGGUCUGCAAAAUUAGUUUAUAAUGCUAUAAACUAAUUUGGGGUAGUUAAGUGCGCAUGAGCAGCUGUUAAUCUGGAAGGAUGAGAAACAAGACAAAGUUAAGUUUUGCUGUCCGCAUGGCAAAAUAGAUCUAAGUUGUAAGAUCAUCUAGCUUUGCCAACACCCCUAAACUGAAUGUUAUCUUUUUGAAAAUGGAAACUCGUAAUGUCACACUGACAUCCAUAUUAGAUAAUAGGCAAGCUUAUGUUCAGUUUUAUUUGUCUUUCUUUGAUCUCUACUGCAGAGAGAACAUAGCAAAAUGGUGUUCAGAACACUAAAUAUUACAUUUUCAAAUCCUACAUCAAGUGGCUUCAAUUAUUACUGAUGUUAAAAAUUAUCAAUGAGAGGCAUAGCACAGAUUCGAUAAUUUUCUCUCCUGGUUUCAACAAAAGGGGAACAUUAUUUCAAAUAAAGGAAGAUCAGUUUUAUAUUCUGUUUGAACAAUUGGGUUAGAAACCACAGAUUUCAUGAAUUAGUCAUUUUUACACAACCAUUAAAAACUCAGUCGUAGAUGUCUGUCUCCAGGAGAUUGUUACUGAUUUGUUUCAUGUUGACAAUGAAACUAUUAGCUGAAAUGCUGAAAAAUAAGCUCAUUUUUUUACAGCUGCCAUCUUGAAAUAGGAAUAUUUGUAACACAAGAUGCUCCUUAAAAUAGGAGAUAUUAUGUCCUAUUGUAUAUUUUACAAAUUUGUCUUGAUAACGUUAAUGUGUGCAGCAAUCAGUUUUGCCGAGGCAAAUGUAUUAUUAGGACCAGGGAACCUUUUCAUAUGUACAUGUGUAUCAUAUGUUGUAAGGAAUGUUACCUGAACUCUUAAAGGUUUUACUGACAUUUCUGUGGAGGUUCAAAUGGUUGAAAGGGGUGGCUAAGGACCUUCUUCGCCUUGAUGUUCCUCACGCAACAGUAAAGUUUGUCAUGGUGUCUUGUACAAAAAUAGCAUUUCCAUUCAAGUUAAGUCUUCUGUUUCAUUCAACUCACAGGGGCUUUUUCUACAUUGAAGAGAUCUUGCUGCAUGGAUUCAAAGAUAUGUACAAUAUAAAGAUGGAGCUGCUUCCCUUAACUUAAAGUUCAAUCCAGUUCUGAAGUAAUAUUUUGUGUGAAGAUUGCUUACAGUAUAUUAAACAAGCAGCAAGUGACAGAUUUACAACAACAUGUUGUUGUGUAUCCUGAUGCCAAUUAAUCUGUGCUUGUGUUCUCAUCAUCCGUGUGUAGGAAUUGAGUCAGCUUUAAUUCAUCUCUUUUGGACUAUUUAUAUAUGUAAUUGUAUUCAGCCAUUCAGGUUUCAGAUGAAUUUCUAUCUACAUCUAUUUUUUUGCCAUCUGCUUGGGAAAUACUGCUUUACUACUGCUUUGAAUUUUAAGAUAAGGGAAGCAGCUGCAUAUAUGUAGAUGGAAAGCACUGUAAUUUGAAGCUGUGGAACGGAGUAUUUCUUUGAAAUAGAAGCUGCUUAUGUAAAAUGAAUAAAAUUAGACGGAUUAACUUUGUAUGGAAAUGUUUCCUGAGAAGACACAAACAGAAUAAUCCUAUGACUAUUUACCUGGAAGUUAACAUGUAUUAAUUGAGACUUUCUGUCAGAUGAGUGUGCAUAAGAUUGUAGGAACUUCAUUUCACUAUUAGUCAAAUGAAUGGUUACAGGGUGGGGGGGAGCAAGGAACAGAAUUGCUUACAUACAUUGGACUUUACUUUCUGCUAUCAUGCUGUAAUGUGUAAGGAUUUAUAACUGUAUAGGCAGUCCUCUUUUUUAUAGCUUGCAAGUAACAGAAAUAAGUGAAAGUGAUUUAUAUUUAGGGGUUCUUUUGGUCAGCUUUUCUCAUGAUUUACUUGAAAUCUGCCCAAACAAUUGUGCCCUUUGGAUCGCCUGCCCAGAGUCCUCCUGUUGCUGUAUCUUGUUGGGCUCUUCCCAAGGCACCCCCCGCCCCAAUGUUCCUGCCUAGGACCUCACACUUCCCUCUAGAUAGGAUGUCUAGUUUGCUUUUAGGUUAAGCAGCUCAUCCUUUCCCCUUUGAGGAAAUAGUCACAAUUUUCAUGUCACUGUCUUUGCAUGCGAAAAUAGCACUCCGAAUAGGCUUCCUGACAAAAGAUCUAGCUUUGUUUAAAACAGGGUUGGCUCACUUGUGGCUUACAGAUGUUGUUGGACCAACUCCUAUCUGUAGCUAUUGACCAUGUUGGCUGGACUAAUGGGAGUUGAUAGUCUUAACAACAAAUUCGGGGGCAAGGUUACCCAUUCAUGGUUUGAAAUUACUGAAUUGAUUUGGGGGUUGCAAUAUAAACAUACUUCUUAUUUAAACAUAGUUGAAUUCCUUCUAGGCAUCCUUACACUGAUAGCGGUUAAGAACAUACAAAUCUCAUUUGACAAUUUUAGUCCAUUAUGAUUCCUUUGACAGCUGUGUACAAGAACCAGGGGCAGUAUUCAACUAACGUAUAUCAUCAGUGCAAGGAUUUCUGCCUUGGUAAUGCCAGCUAUCCCCAAAUCUGCUUGAGAGUGUUGGAGGAACCCCUAGAACACAUUGAGGGAGCAUGUAGGGGGAGGUGGAAAACCUUCCAUUGCACAAGCAGAAAUACUUGCACUGAUGGAACAUUUAGUUAGCACCAUGUUGGAUACAACCCAAUGUUAUAAUCUUUCAGCGUGCUUUCUUUUGGGUGUCAUUGGCAGCAGUCUUUUCCAUACUUACCUGGGAGUAAACCCCUUUGAACACAUUAACUUCUAAGUAAACAGGAUUUUGUGGGGUUUCGGUCUUUUAGGUGGCCUCUAUAUGUUUCCAUACUUCUCAUUAACCAUGACUGAUCAUCUUGGGCUUCUUAAUCUUCGCAUUUAUAGAUUCCUGUUCCAUAGCGGCAACCCAGAACAUCCAGGAGAUAUAUUCGUCAACACAACAGUGGAAGUGUUGCCUUUUAAGGUAUGAAGACAGAGAAAUCUGUCCCCCCCCCCCUUUGUAUUUAUCUUAAGGGUAAAAAUGAGUAUCUUUCAUACAUGACAUUUCUAUUGAUGUAAGAGAAUGUGGGUUUUCUCCCUCCCCAGUGAUAGAACUAUUAAUCCCACCAAAUCUUAUCUCAAAAAACUGGAAUAAGGAAUGUAUAUGUCCAGAAGCCUGACAUUCAUGAUCUAAGUAUAACCUAGAAAAAUUGCUGGUAAACAAGAGCUGCCACUACCCACUGAAUGCAGAAUUGUAGGACUUGGUUUAGCAUUUAUAGAACUUUGCUUGUGAAAUUGACUCCAGUGGCCUUAUCAGCCUCAGGAUGCUUAGGAGGUGAUAACAAAGGCCAUACAACAGUUGUGGUUCAAAUUAGGGCUAAGAAGAAAGGCCGACAAUUCUAUUAGUAGCGUCCUCUCCUUGUGUUCCCCCCUAAAUCUUAUUGAGGGGUUCUUCCAAUUCUCUGGAGCUAGGGUUGCCAUAUCUUGUAGAGCAAAAAAGAGGACAACCUGAGCAGCUGCCAGCCUGAGCUGGGGAAAGAGGUGCGCACGCUUGGGUUGGCAGCAGCCACGGCGUGCAGAGCAGCCCUGUGCCACCCCCCAAAUAUAAACAACUCCCCGCAAACCCAGACAUUUGCUUUAAGAUGUAAAAAUCCCCCCGGAUGGGCAUGUUGGUCCCCAAAAGAGGACAUGUCCGGGAUUUCCUGGAUGUAUGGCAACCCUAUAUGGAGCCGAGUUGGGGACAUGCAGUGAACAGAAAGAGAAUGGAAGUUCCAUUGUGCAUCCAGACACUGACCAAAGGAAGGAACACAGUAAGUAGCAUAGGUGCCUGGUAUAAAAAUAUGAAGAGACUUAAAUUACCUUCUGACUUGUUAUUACAAUACCGUCAUUGACGGGACAGGGCAGGAGAUAAGGACCUGCUAUUUGGGCUCAGCAUGUCUCCUUCUGGCAUGACUGGGACUAGGAGCCGCCUUGCGUGGGGUUGCCAUUGACAUUAAGUGCAAGGCAAUAUAAGGCAAGGAGGAUUAUGAUGGGAGAGAAGAUUUGUGUAUAGCAACCUGUUCUACAGCUUUUGGGCUGUGCAUUUCAUAACGUGUUCUACAGUAUGCUUAGCUAUACCUCACAAAGUCAGUUAUAGUUCACUUGCAGAAUACUGCUCCCUCUGCAUCUGCACAAAAAGUAAAACUUUAUUUCUUUCUCCUUUUUUAAUGGCUCUGUUUGGGGGACUUCUAAUCAUGAUUUGUGUACAGAACAAAGGGACCCAUUUCCUGCUGUAAUAGAGAGUUAUCGACUGAUCAGCUUAUUUCUGUGACAUCUUUACGUGUUCAGUCAUAUAUGCUUUUCUGUUCUUGUUCUCAAUAAAUUGGUUUUUUAAAAAUCAUGAAAAAAUGGCAUUUAAAUUGUAUACAUUUUGAGGCAUAUUUCCCAUAAAUGUGUGUUGUGUACGUUUAAGUCCUAAAAUAUGCAUCUGUAUGCUUUUCUAUGCAUUCUCCCCUAGAACAUUCAGAGUAGAAUUCAACAUCGUGUUAUGAGAUAACAUUUCAUCUGUGUAAGCAUUGCAGCUUGCCAGACAGAAUGCCCUCCUCUCCUUCCCCUACAUGCUUUAUUGAGGGUUCUCCUGACCCCCUCCCAAGCCAAUUUCAGACUGUGGGGGAAACCCCAUUGUGCAGGGCUGCUUCCACUGACCAGGCUUGUUAGGUGAAUCCUGCCCUCAUUUCCCCCAUAAAAUAAGCAUUUUUACAUGCAGUUUUUAAUCUGAAUGUCAUUGCAAAAUCCAGAGAAGUGUGUUUGAUCCUUAGACUGUUGUCCCAUCGGUGAAUGAGGCCAGAAACUGUGAAAUUGGGUUGGUUCCUUUUUUAAAAUGAAGACCAAAAUUCUUCUCUAUCCCUUAUGUAUCACUACAUUGGCAUAUAACUAAUACUUCAAUUUUUUUAUCUCGCUUUUCAGAGUGAAGAGUUGGUAUUAAGCAAAGAAACCAAAGAGAAACGAUUGGAUGAUGGGUAUUUCAGAAUAGGUAAAACUGUGUAAAAGGAAGAAAAAAGAAAUGUUUUACAAAAAUAAUCAUCAACAAAACUGUUUUGUAACUGAGGUCCCAUCUGCACUAUACAUUUAGAGCAGUUUCAUACCACUUUAAACAGCCAUGGCUUUCCCCAAAGAAUUAUAGAAACUGUUAGUUAUUAGAAGACUUCUGUUCCCCUCACAGAACUACAAUUCUCAGAGUUCCCUGGGAAUAGGGAUUGGUCAUAACACCACUCCGGGAAUUGUAGCUCAACACGUGUAACAAGCUACAAUUCCCAGAAUUCUUUGGGGGAAGCUAUCACUGUUUAAAGUGGUAUAGUGCAGAUGGGGCCUAAGGCAACUUGUCUUAUGGCCUGGUCCUAUCUACCAAAGCCCUACAGAAGUUUGGGUGAUGGCAGCAGAAGCCAAAUUCAGAUCAGAUAGUUGAGCAGCGAUUCACUUUUUGGUGUUACCAAGUGUAGGAGACGGUACCCUGUAGCAUCCAACAACUGCAAGGGAUGAAGGAAAUUCUUGAUUGUCCUCCUAUAUUGUUAAAAUAAACUCUGGAUCGCUAAAGUAACAUAUCAUAGCACCAGUUCUAUAUUUUUACAGGCUGACUAUGAUGCUGCUUUUAGUUGAAACAGAGAUAAUUUAUGAUAUGAACAGAAUGAUGAGAUGGUGGUAACCCUUUAUCUAGAAGUUUCAAUUGAGAGCUGUGAUUUUAAAAAUAUGUAAGCAGGGAUAUUUAUUUAUUUUGCACGCAAAUCUCAGUCCCAAAUAAAGAAUAUAUUUGGAUGAAUGUUGAAAGUGAUAUAUAGGGUUUGGGGGUGUUGUUUUUUAACGUGAUUUAUGAACCAUUGAAGCAUUGCUCAAACUGAGGCACAAAAAUCCUGUUUUUGUCAAAAAGUAGAUCUCUGACUGCUUCCACAAACUCUACCUUUUCCUGUGUUGCCUUGGGGACUGCCGCAGUUGUGAACCCAUUUCAAAACUAAAUACAGUAGACUUACAUAUAACAUGUUCUUAUGUGAUGGCUUGUAUUGGUUGAACGUUUUCAUUUAGAAUGCCUUUUUGCUUUCUGAAGGCAAAUUUGAAAAUGGAAUGGCAGAGGGAACAGUUGAUCCCAGUCUAAAUCCAAUUGCAGCUGUCCGGCUUUUAGUAAUACAGAACUCAUCUGUCUGGGCAAUUCUAAAUGAGGUAAGAUUUCAACAGAAAUGCCUUGUAUGACCAGAAAACCAACCUUCAAACCACUUCAGGUUUAAGUCUCUCUUUAAAAUAAGUGUUUUGUGACAUUCCGAGUCUGUGGGACUAUUGUGAUAAACCUCUCAAUGCUGGCAUUUUGCAGACAGAUUUUAGUCAAUUGAUGUGGCUUCCAGACACAAGUGAUACACACUGCAGUUGUGUGAAAUCCUGAUGCCACAAGCUGACAUCUGUGUGUGUGUGUGUGUGUGUGUGUGUGUGUGUGAGUUUGCAUGCUGCUUUGAGAACACUUGGGCAUUUGCCUUGCUGAAGCACCCUAUGACAGGGGUCAGCAAACUUUUUCAGCAGGGGGCCGGUCCACUGUCACUCAGACCUUGUGGGGGGCCGGACUAUAUUUCUUUUGGGGGGUGGGGGAAUGAACGAAUUCCUAUGCCCCACAAAUAACCCAGAGAUGCAUUUUAAAUGAAAGCACACAUUCUACUCAUGUAAAAACACGCUGAUUCCCGGACUGUCCGCUGGCUGGAUUUAGAAGGCGAUUGGGCCACAUCCAGCCCCCGGGCCUUAGUUUGCCUACCCAUGCCCUAUGACAUCCUAGUGCUAUUAAGUAUUUUUUGAAUGUCAGGUUUGAACCAAAGGUGCUCUUCUCUUCAUAUCCAACCCAGAAGAGGUGUCUGCUAGCAGAUGGCAGGGUUUGUGACUCCCCCCCACCCCCGGCACCACCUCCCAUGCUGUUCCAGAUAAUUCCCAAAUCCUAGGAAGUACUUUUGGAAGGGAUUCAAAAAACAAACACUUUUCUGUUAGGUGCUGGAAGUUCUGCUCAGCUUCCCUAUUAUCACAUUCAGUUUGAAAAGCAUUUUAGGAGUCUGCUUUGUCAGCUGUAUCUAUCUGUGUGGAAAGCAACAGUUUAGAUCAGCUGGGAUGUUUCACGGUUGUGGGACAAGACUUUGUUAUGACAAAGGGCAGCUUCACAAUCAAGCGUUUCCACAGCAAACCAACUGGUUUAUAUUUAACAUUGAAAAGGCACUCUUGUGUCAAAACACAUGCGUGCAGUAUAUGCACACCCAGAAGCCAUGUUUAGUCUCUGCUGUCAAGUAGUUUGUAGAAAAUGUGGUUCAAUAACACCGGGGGGGGGGGGGAUUACAAGGAGCUGUCUUUUGCUGUAAUAUGUGGUGGUCUUUUUCAUAAACAGGUGUAUAUUUUACCAGCUGCUUUUUAUCUCCGCAUUGCAGAUUCAUAUUAAAAAGCUCCCCAACUGAUCAAUCAAGAGGAACAAGAGAGAUCUCCAUCUUUUGAAGACUUUUCUACAAAAUCCACCCCACCCCCCCAAUUGCAGAGUGAAAUCACUGAGCAUGCACCUUAUUUCCAACUCUGACUUCUCAGUGAAACUACCUCUUGUGAAAUCUACUGUAGUUGAGAAGAUAAGACUCAGCAAGAAAGAUUUAUUACAAUUUAGAAACUGACCGGUAUUAUUUAUCUUGGAUCCAUGAGUUCCUUCAUGACUCUGCUGCCUAAGGAUCACGGUGUCCCCGAUCCAAGUGAUAGGGAUACGCUACAUGGAAGUUGUACAUAUUGUUACAUUCCUCGAAGAUGAAAAAAAUAUGAAUACAUUUUAUGAAGGGGGUACUUUUUGGAGGUCCAUUUAUUUUGCUAAUUCAAGCCCUCUUUUAUAGAUGAUCAGGGAUAUAUAUUCAAAAGCAUUAGGGGGAUUUAAUUUAUUAAAAUGAUUUGAAAAGUACAUAUUUUUAUGCAGGUAAUAUAACUCGAUGCAGUUUUUUUUUAAAACGGAUUAUCUUACUUCUUGGGUUGACACUACAUUUUGCUUUGGUGAUGAAGUGACCAUAUUUUGUAAUAUACUGCCAUGGUUAGGAGUGUUAAAUGGGAGUUUAAAGAUGAAGCACUUUUGUACCAUACUAAGAACGCAACUUUAAAAACUUAUCCUGCACAAAAGUAAAUGUGAUUUUGCAUAGGACAACUUCCCCUAUGGCUUAUGCCCAAAAUCUAGGAGAUGUUGUUCAAAGGCAUAACAUGCAAGGACUUUGAAUAGCAUUACUUUCUAAUGCUCACAGUCCACAAUAUGUAAUCACAGAAAGCAUGUUGAGGAGUUUUGUACUUCAGUAUGGUGUGCGAAUCUGAAGUCUGAUUCAUCCUCUCCCAUUAAAGGGAAAUUUUGAUAAUGGAUUAUUCCUUUUUAAACCUUUGUACAAUCUUCCGAAACACAGCCAAUUUAUUCAUUUGGAUAGAAAAGCGCUCCGAUGUUUCCGCAUUUACAUUUUUGUUUUUGCUUUACAUCCCGUUUUGUAUGGUCUCUGCGCAUUCUUAUGGAAUGACUUAAACUUACCAUUUUAUUAGGGAUAACAGUGGAAAUAGGUAGAUACACAGUAACCUCAGCUGAGCUUUUUAAAAAAUGUGAUUUGUCUGUCUUUACUUUCAAGUGUUAAAAGUGAUUUUUUCCCCUUUAAGAGGGCCCAGCUCCGCUAAAAGCAUUGCACUCCAGCUGACUGAAGCAAGGGACAUCAUGUGAUUCUGGAUGCUUGUUGUCUUUUGUACUUCAAGGAAAUGAAGAAGAGAUCCUUGCUUGGUCAGUAGCCUUGAAGAGAGGCAAUUCUAGCACUUUGUGCUCUGCAGCACAGUAAACACGCAAUAGUAUGUAAUAGUUUUUAAAGAACUCUCUUAACCCUAGCCAAGAUAUGAGAAGAUAAGCUGUUGUUUUUUUUUACCUCAACUGCACACCUGUCAUUCAUGCAGGUAAACAGAAGUUUACUUAAGUGGUGGUAGUUUGUUUCAUGAGCUGAAUCUUAAGAUAAUUCUGCAUCUUGGAUGCCAGCUUUGCCAAAAAAGAACUGUCUGCCUUCUCUCAAGGGUGAAAACGAUUUGUAAAAUUUAUGCGAAUAGGUGUCUGCAAAUAGGUGUCUGCUCACCUUCCCCCUCGUGAGAUUUUUUUCUAAAAAGUGUCAUCAUAAUAUCCAUUUUAAAAUCAAGUUUCAAAUUGUUCAAGAUGUUUCCACAAUAGAGGUCCCCCCCCCAAAAAAUAUUUUUUUUCUUGGUUGAAUCUGUCCUAUAUUUAUAGACUAGGUUUGCUGAGACUCUUUCCUUCUCCAUUUGGCUGGGAAGAUAAGUAUGCGCUUAAGAUUUUAUCUUGUUUUACUACUUUGUGUGUUGCCCAAAGAAUGACUGUUAUUGGGCAUCUAAUAAAAAUAGUUAAAAAAUAAAAAAGAGAGCUUGUGUAGCAUAGUGGCCGAGAGCCUAUCCUCAAACAUCACCUUCCAUGAAAUCACUGGGUGGCCUUAGGUAAGCCACAAUCUCUGUCUUAGCUCCACAUCUGAAAAACAGGCAUAACGAGACUGCAGGGUGGUUAUAAAGAUUUAUGAGGCAGUUCAAGGCACUUAAAAACCCAAAGUGCUACAUAAAUGCUAAGUAUUUACAAUUGUCAUUGGGAAAAGUCGUAUGCUGUCUGUGGUGCCAAACUUGCAUUGAAAUUAGUGUUCGCACAACACAGUUACAGGAGCAAGUAUUUAUGCAUUUUGAACCAGUGCUUGAUGAUUUGGUAAUGCCACUGGCCUACUCGAAGGUGGGGGGGGGGUUUUGAGAAAUUCCAAGUCCGUGGGACAAAUUUCAAAGCCAACUUUGUAUGUGUUUUGCAUGGGGGAUAAUAUGCAGACCUGUAUCUCCAAUUUGAUUUGCUCUGAACAAGCUUUGUAAAAAGCCCUGGUCUUCCACUUAGCAUAGCAAAGCAUGGGGGCUACAGCUCCUCGUUAAAGGUUGGCAGUAUUGCUCCCAAGCUUGUACUGCCUAAAAGGUUUGUAAAAAUGUGUCAACAGUUGGUGGUAUGAAUUAAGGGGUUGUUUGAUCUUUUGCUACAUAGUAUUACUAAAUCCCAGAGUCCAUCAAUCAACACCCCCCCCCUUUCUAAAUUCAUUCCGUUUGUGGCAACUACCCUUCUAAUGCCCCUGAUUUUUGUCCGCCAAGUGAUCAAAUUAUUGCCUAGAAACCAAAGUGUUGUUUUCCUCCUUUUACCUAGCAGUUCAACUGGGCUUACCCCCCCCCCCAGCAAAUGCAACCUAAUCUUCCACAGUAUAUUGAACAUGUUGAUUCUGGGGUGGGUGGGAGAGAGAACACAAAUCAGCCAAAAGCAGGGGGUGUAAUACAGAGAUUGUGUGGCGAAACCACCACCAAAAGUGGUUGUUUCCCCUUACUCAUUGGAAAUAAGAAAAAAAAAUCCUGUCCUGCAAAUGUAAGUUAACUUAAUCCAAAACUUCUUUAGAUUUCUGGCCAUUCUACAAAGAUGACAAGCCUUUCAAAUUCAGUCACAUUCUCUGAAUAUCAGAUUUGUGCGUCACUUGUAUUACGGUGUAGCUAUUUGCUAAGGUUUUAAUAUACUAUUGUGAAUGUUUAUAAGCCUUAAAAAUAGCUGAGUAGGAUGACAGCCAGCAGGUUUGAUUUCUUGCUUUUAUUAGACUUUGCUAGGAAUGAUUACAGUUUUGGUAACUGAAUGAUGUCAGUGGUAAUUAAUUCACCAAAGGAGAAAUGAUGCCCCAACUCCUUAUUCCCAGUCCGCUGUGUGGUUGCCAAUUUCUGUUUCUGUGCUCGUGGAACCUGCAACUUUGGCCCUACAGCCAGCCAUGUUUCCAUUAACCAUUGACAGUACUUGCAGUACAAUUUAUUUUUUUGAGCUAGGUUUUGGUUUUGUUAAUCUUGCUGCUAUAUUUGAAAACCUAACUGGGUCAUGUUAACCGUGCCUUUCAUCAAUGUUCUAUGUGCCACAGCUGCCCAUGUAAUAUUUGAAAUAAAUAUUUUGAAAAAGCGUUAUUGAAUUCUUAACCUAGUGAAAAUAUGGAACUCUGUACAGAACAGCUUUCGGAUCGGAGCUUUUUAAUUGAUAUAUCACUUUACCAUUUGGGUUCUCUCUAAACCCUCUUUUUCCAAGGCUACUUUAGAAAGGUGCAUACCAGGGGUGGGUAACAUGUGGCCUGAAGCCCAAAUUCUGCCCAAUUGCAGGUACCUUGGUACUCGAACAACUUGGCUCCUGAACAAAUCGGCUCCCGAACGCCACACACCCGGAAGUAAGUGUUCCGGUUUGUGAACAUUUUUCAGAAGCCGAACGUCCGACAUGGCUUCCAGUUGAGUGCAGGAAGCUCCUGCAGCCAAUUGGAAGCCGUGCCUUGGUUUUCGAAUGGUUUUGAGAGUCGAACGGACUCCUGGAAUGGAUUAAGUUCGGGAACCAAGAUACCACUGUACUGCGAAUUGGCAAUGCUUGCAGUGCUCCUUGCACAGCAUUCCCCAAUAGUUUGACAAACAGGGGUAUGAUGUAUGGGAAAUUCUGCAGGAGUGGGGCAUUGCAAGUUGGAACAUUUUCUUUGGAAAAGAAAAAGAACACUCUUAAAAAUUGUUUUUAAAAGAGCAUUUUCCUCCCAAAAGAAACAAGUUUGGUUGAUACGAACUGCUGCUCUUUCUUGCAGCUUACAGCCCUGUUUUUCUCUCUCAUGAAGGAGGGGUUACAUCCAUCUAAAGUCACGGAAGCAAGCUAUUCAAUGCCUCCUUGAUUUGACAGAUGCUGAUACACUUCCAUAGAAACUGUUUCAAGGCCAAAUAAAAGUGGUCUCGGAACUGAAAGUAGUAAACAAUACAGUUGUACCUUAGAUUCUGAACAAAUUGGCUCCCCAGCAAUUGAAACCCAGAAGUAAGUGUUCUGGUUUUUGAAUGAUUUUAAGGGAAACCGAACAUCUGGCGUGGCUUCUGAUUGGCUGCAGGAGCUUCCUGCAGCCAAUCAGAAGCCGUGCUUUGGUUUCCGAACGUUUUGGAAGUUGAAUGGGUUUCCGGAACGGAUUCUGUUCAAUUUCCAAGGUACGACUGUACUUUGAAAACUGUUUACUACUUUGCUGUCUACACAGAAGAAAGCCUACUGAAUCCAAUUGGGUUUACUCCCAUGUGAAGGGAUAGAACAGUAACCAAAGAAAGUGCUUCCACUAGCACAAGGAACUACCUCCCUCACUUUCCAUGACUGCUUAUAUAUGUUUUCAGGAGAGAGGGGAGUUCAAUUGUGCAAGCAGGAAAUUGUUGAGCUAGCAGAAGUACUGUAGGAAACUGUGCUUUGUAAUACUCAUAUUUAUUAACAAAGCUGUUUACAAAUAGCAGAGUCAAUGCCUUUUCAAUGUUGCACACAGUUGUUCUUAAAAAAUAUUUAUUACAGUAAUGUACAGCUUUUCCAUUAGGAAGGGACUGCAAGAGAAUACAGAAUCACUAUAAGUCUGCAGUUGUAAAUACAUUUUUUAAAAACCAAAACUUUGUACACACUGAUCUACAGUGAAGAGUAAGUUAUUUACAGUAAUUUACAGGAGCAUCUCACCUUUGCUGACAGUGGUACAAGAGGCAAGAACAAGCAAUCCAUUAUAAAGUCUGCAGUUUAUUUCACUCUGUACGUAUAGAAAACACAAAGCAUUUUUGUGAAAUUCCAUCCCAUCGCUAAUGAAACCACAUAGAGCAGGAUGAGAAGUGCAAACGGGUAGAGAAGGAUGACUGUGUUCUUCAAGAACGGCAAAGCUGAAAGUAGGAGAGAGUUUCAAAAGUGAGAAAGCAUGCAAUUUUUCUGAAGGUGCCAAUGGCAAGGAACAUCACAAUCAUCUUAAUAUUGACAGUCCUCAACAAAAAAUCCACGCCUAAAAUAACUACUGUUUCUAGUAAACGCAUGCCCCUCCCAUCCUUUAC
Molecule: messenger RNA, 56061 nt
Organism: Podarcis lilfordi (Lilford's wall lizard)
Lineage: Eukaryota; Metazoa; Chordata; Lepidosauria; Squamata; Lacertidae
Source: the annotation of a GenBank genome assembly